CAACUUUUUAAAAAUGGCGGUGUGCUUAGGAUAAGUCACUUCAUUUUACCUCACACAUUUAUAUUACAAUUUAUUGUUAAUCAAAUUACGUAAAAAAAUGUUCAAAAAGAAGGCUGAUGUUGACAAGCAUGUUAGUGCUGUUCUAUCACGUAAAAGAGAUGAAAAAGAGGUAUAUAUUUAUCAAAUUUAUUAUUGGUAAAUUUUGUCAGUGUUCGUUUCACUUUUUAAUUUUAAGUCAUUAAAAAUUAGCCUCGUUUAUAAAAAAAAAAAAUUAAAAAGAAAAAUUGAAAAACUAGAUUUGGUUCUGAUUCCCUAGCUAACCUUUUUAGUCUUUAAAUUAAAUUACUAAGUCUGUCCCUAAAUUUCAAAAUAUAUUUUUUGUCUUAAGUUUAAAAUAAAAAAAAUCUUUAGGCCUAACAGUUUAAAUGCAAUCAACAUGUAAUUUUUUUGUUUUUGCCUUUACAAAUAAUAAUUAUUUCCAAAUUUUUUUGCACAUGAUUUUCUCAACAUACCUGGAAUAAAAUUAUCCAAAAUAAGAAGUCUUGAUGUAAUGUAAAAUUUAUAUUGUUCUUUGUGUUAGUUAUUAGAUUAGGAAUGUCUCCUGAAAAUUUGUUGCAAUUAUCUUUAAAAAUAAAAAUGUUGUGGACAAAAUAAUGCAGAAAUGUGAAAUUUGGGUCACACGUUUUGGAGGUAAAAUAUAUAGAUUAUAUAAGGGGCAUAAAAAAUUUGACAAAUAAAAUCAAAACUCCACUUCUAUAAAAGAUAAAAAGAUGAAAUUGGUGUUGUUAUAAAGCUUAUAGCUAGCCCUUUAAAAUGAUGUAUCAUUCAUGGUAAUCUGACUGAGAAUAUUUAAAUUUUGUGUCAAAGUACCUACUUCUAUCAUUUAAAAUAUUUUUGAGCUAGUAAUAUGAAUUUUCAGGUCAACUUACGCUUUACGGCCCCAUGAUUGAUUCCCCUUUUAGUUUGUCAAUUGUUUUUAGAGUUAACGCUCACUUUUUGUAUAUUAAAACUGAGAUGAAUUUUAUUUUUAAUUAAUAUUUGGUCAAUUAAUACAUUCUGCGCCACUCAUUUCCCAGUGUUUUUUAAGCUAAUUUUUUCUCCAUGACAUCCUUUGGGUUAACCCACCAUUCCUUGUGUGUAUUAUCUUUCUCCAUGUAUUAUUGACCUUCCUAUUUAUUUCCUGGCAACUUUAUGUCCCUCAAAUAUGGGAUAAGAAUCAGCCAUGUCAACAAAAUUUAGUCUCCCCUACACUUACACUCAAAUUAUCCCAAAUGUUCUCAGUUGAGUUAUUGUUUACAUAUUGCAGAUCACAAUUUUAGCCAUUUAUUAGAUAUAUUUUAGACUGAGUUGGGGUGUUGCCUGUAAAAGACUGGAUAUAACAAGCAUCAAAUUUAUUGUACAUGUACAUUGACACAAUAACAAGUAGAGCCCUUGGAAACCACAAUAAUUUCAAGGUCACAUCUUUCUGACCUUUCCCCACCAUUUCACUUCUUCAUGUUUUUUCCAGUCUUUGUCAUUACUCUUAGGCACUCAAUGCUUUGUUUCAUUAGUUAAAAGUAAAAUAAUUCCCCAUAAAAUAAACAUUGCACUGGUAUUAGAGCUCAUUUAAUAUUUAAAAAAAUGGAACUAAGAUCCAUGCUAACAGUUUUUUUAGCCAAAUACCAUGUACAUUUUUAAAUUCCAAGUGAGUUCGAUUUUUGUUAUUUACAUCUAUGCAUUGCACCUCCACCUGUUGUAACCUAAAUCAGUUGUUUUCAUUCCAUGAUGGUACUUUAUUAUUUUAUAACUAAAUAAUUUUAAAUCACUUAAAUAUUAACCUAAUAGAAUUUAAAAAAAAAAAUGUAUUUUAUUCAGUAGUCUAAUAUUUCGUGAAAAAACUUUUUCUAAAUAGUCGUAUAAAUUCAAAGAUGCCAUAGUAAUUUAUUCCCAAGCAAUGUGACCAACAAUUACUUACAUCAAACCAGUACCUUCAGAAAUGUGUUUUGUGUUUGAAAAAUGUAUUGGCCAAAAACAAAAAGGACAUGCCUAGGAGUGGUACAAAACUCAUGCUAUAGCAAGAAAAACUAUUUAAAGCUACUUAAAAAUUCAACCUAUUAUUUUGUAUAGUAAUUAGUUGUUUUGGUUCAGUAAUAAUUAGGAAGUAGAUGGUUUGCUUCUUAAGCUCAGUCCUUUUUCUUAACCUCAAACUUUCAAGUAUAAUACUUUUAAAUUUGAAAAAUGUUGAUAUUAUAUAAUUAGAGGAACCAUUGGGGUUGUACUGAUUAUUCUGACAGAUUUAUCUGCUGAUGAUGCUCUUUAGAUAUGUGAUGUAAAUUGUAAGGAAACCUUGUUUGUUCUCUGCUAAACCUUCAAUCUAUAUCUGGAAUUCACUAAGGAAGCAACUCAGGCGAUAACACUUUCUUGGUUAUUAUCUUGUUCUUUUAUUGGGCUGAUACUUCGCUUAUACCUUCUCUCCGUCUCACACUCUGACAGUCCUGUACUCCUACCGUCGGAGCUCUCCCUGACUGUCCGCUUCUUUGUCAGGCUGAGUUCUGAUUAGUCCUGUCUAAAGGUCCCUAUUUAUAAGUCCCUGAAUUAGUCGCUGUGUCACUAGAGUUCCCCCCAUGUGGCGUUAAUCUUUAGCUACAUCUUUGGCACUAGAAUCUCUUCUAACGCCUUCCGUCGUUUAAAUGGACAUUAACUGAUCACUGGACUCACAUAAUAGCCUCGACACGAUGUUAUCUGCCAAGCUACAACAAUUGGUCGGUUGGUCAGCUUCUGGCAGGUCCGGGCUGACACUAAAAUCUGUUCCAACGCCCCCUGCCGUUUAACUAGCCAUUACCCAACCACAAGAAGCAUUCGCAAUAGCGUCGUCACGGUUUUAUAGCUACACCCGCUGGUCAGUUUGUCGGUUAUCCCACUGUGAGAUUCCCCCACCCCUGUCCCACACAGGUUUGAACUCUUCACAAAAUCUAAUUAUUUGAAAUAAUGUACCAGCAACAUAGCAGAAGGAGAGAGGUGCAGUAGCCUCCCUAAUAUAAAAAUUAUUUGCUUUUUUUAAAAAGCCAAAUGCACAUAAAUUCAAAUAAUAUUUUACAAUUAUAAUAUGAAUAGUUGGGAAUAUGAAGAAUUUUAAGUCAACUGAUGCAUGUGCUCAAAUGCGAGUUUACCAGGGUACCUCAAUUUGACAGCCUACUCACCUCCGUCUACUUUAAACCUACUGACAGCCUCCAGCUAUUUUUACCCUAAAUCCUGUAUUCUCUUUUCACUAUUACUUUGUUGUCUUUGCCAGUCUGAGGAUGACUUUUGGGACAAUGACUUGAGAUGACCAACCCUUUUUGGUGUGGGUUCUACCCGGAGAUAGUACUUUCAUUAGCCCUUCAAAGGGUUAAAAAUGUUACCCUUGCUGAUGCCUUCAGGUCACAUCCUAAUGAGAAUGACAACAGGACCAAACUUAUUCUUACAUAUUAUCUUCACAAUCUAAUAGCCAAAUGUGUUUUCCUUAAAAAUGGUGCCAUUCUCCUCGCAGACCCUGGCGCCCUAGAGAUUCUCUGUUUCUCCACCUCGCAUUGUUUUCAGGCGUGAUUGAAAUCUGCGAGACCUCCUUGUGCGAAUUUGCCUCAACGCUGCCCCUUACACUUUGGGACCAAGCCAUGUGGUCACAGGCGUUGCUACACCUGCGCUUCCGCCAUCCAGACUUAAUAUAUUCCCUUCCCCUAAGGGCUGUUUUCAGAUAAGGGACGGUUUCCUUUUUACUAGCUGCAACAUUGCCUUUGCAAUUGUUUACACCCGCUGCCAGAUGCCGUAUACAGGUGACACAGGGCGCCAAUCCUCUGACAUAUGUGCUAAACACCUACGUAAUAUUAUGCCAGAUAAGUAGUGUUCUGUCUCUAAACACUUCAAUAGAAACAACCAAGGGAUCUGCAGAUUUUACGGUAAGUGCUGUUGGGACCUGCACUUACACACCAAGCUUGGUGAAUUAGGAAAACAAGCUGAUCCAGACUUAUGGGACCACAUGACUUGAAUGUUAUGAUCUCGUUCUCUUGUGAAACCUUUUCUCCACCCCCUCCUUGUUACAACAAAUCACAGUGGUCAGUGGACUCUUUUCCUGCAUUCUUUCUUUUUUGGCUGUAUUUAAUCUCAUCUACUCAUUUUCUGUCACAUUCCACUUGCUGUCCUCUCGGAUACUCUCGGAAAAGCAAUUUAUAUUUGUUUGAUAAUUAAAUAAUGAAAAUUUUGAAAAUCCUGGUUUUAGUAAAUCCAAUCCCAGUAUUUUGAAGCAUUAGUUUUAGUCUUGUAUCUCGGUAUUUUCCAUAGUCAGGAUUGCGGUUUGCGACCCUUAAUUAAAACUAAUAAUCGUUUAAUCUCUUCAGAGAAAUGCUCAAGGGUUUCAGAUUGCAAGGCUCUACACAGAGGUGAAGGAUUAUAGCUCUGCUAAAAAGUAAGAUUUGUCUUACAAACCUUGAUGCUAAAUACAUAACUAAUUUGAUAAAAAAUAUGUAGACAUUUCCCUAAACUCAAUGCCAAUGUAUUUUUUGUUAUAAAUAUUCAACAUUACAUAUUAUUUAUAUUCCUUCUACAGAUAUCUAGCUGGGUUUCUCUCUGUCAGAGAAACUGUACCGCAGGCUCAUCAGCUGAUGGGAGAGAUCAAUGAGGCUCUCGACAAAAAGGAAGAGGCAAUUGAAAAUUAUAAAAAGUAUAUUUAUUUCUGAUUUUAUAAUCUAUUGUAAAGUGAUCGUUCUAUUUCUUAACAACAUAACAAGAUUUUAACGUACAAAUUUUAUAUGCACUGAAUAAUACACAAUUUUUUUUUCAGAGCUCUUGAUCUUGGUGGCUUUGGAGCUUCAAAUAGAUUGCUUGUUAAAAAGAGUAGGUAUUUAUUGCAUAAAGAUAAAAUUACUUUAAUGACUCUGUGACUGAUUGCCCAACCCAUAAGUUACAACCCAAGAGUUUUCUUGGGGUUCCCCAGGUGAAAUAAUAAACUCAAAUAAUAAUGAUUUAAUAUCUGUUUCUAUUUUUAAUUGUUGUCAUAAAGUUGGAAUAGUAUAAUGCUCCUAUUUGCAUCUACACAUCUCUGCCCCAAGUUAAAAUAAUAUUCAAUAACAUACUGCAGAAAUCUAUUUUUGAUGAGUUUCAUUUGAACUUAUUAAAAAUACUUUAAAAAAAAAAAAAAAAAAAACUAUGUUAUGGUCAUUGGUCACUUCACUUCAGUUAAAUAAAUAAUAUUAAAUAACAUACUGCAGAAAUCUAUUUUUGAUGAGUUUCAUUUUAACUUAUUAAAAAUACUUUAAAAAAAAAAAAAAAAACUAUGUUAUGGUCAUUGGUCACUUCACUUCAGUUAAAUAGGGUCUCAACUCAAAAAGGUUUGGGAACUUAUGCUUUAGUGCAGCUUAUAAAUUUUAAGAAUAAAGUAAAGCCUUUGUUUGAAAAUUGUGACCCCUUUUUUCUUGUGGGACUUGGUUUUAUAGCAGGUAGUUUUCACUUUGUUGAUUUAUUUCAGGGGCACUAAACCUUUUUGCAACGCCCCCUCUUGAUUUAAAAUAUUUCCUGCAACUUGAUUUGAAAACAUGUUUCCUGUAACCCCACAGGAUAAUAAAAGCUUGAUUUUUCUGGGUCUCCUACCAUCCCCUGAUAGUGCCCCCCUGCAUUUACGCCCCAUUAAGAACCUCUGAUUCAUUGUUUGAUACAGUUUAAUAUUUUUUGGGUACCAUUUGCCCCUCUUUAUUUCAGUUUGUGAACUAUACUGUGACCUUGGCACAGACGUGCAAAGAAUGAAGGUGGGUAUUUCUGUUCAAGUGCACAUAAUCAGUGACAAAGCUAAUGUGUCCAUUUGCUAUUAUGUUAAUUGUACAAAUGAAUUAUCUUGUGACGUUCUUAUUUUUAGUCUCCACUCAUUUUUUAUUAUAGGUAACUUCUUUAUCUCUUCUCUAUAGUUCUGGCUUGAAAAGUGUGAGACUUUAUUUCCUAAAAGUGACAUAGUUUACAGGCUGAAGGUAAGUUGAUUUGAUUCUUAUGAAUAACAAUGCUGCUGUAUUUAGAAAAACUACUUUUCUGAUUUUUCAAAACAUUAAUUUCUACAUUACUAAGAAAUAGUACAAUUUUUAAAAUUUUGAACUGGACUCCAGAAAAAUAAAUGGUGUGAUAUGAAAACAAGAUGGAGCCUUGAUGGCACAGAUUCUAUUCCUAUUUAACUUAUUUGUUUCUUUGCAGUCUUUUAAUCACAGCAGACUUUUUUCUAUUAGAUAUUACAUUUGGAAAGAACUUGAAUAGACUCUUAAAAUAUUAUAUGUUGGCCAGGAAUACAGAAAUUGAGUCUGUUUCAGCUUACACGGUUUGAGUAAAAACUCUCAUUUUCUGUUUUUUUUCUCAGGAACGAAUAGCUGGAACUGUCAAUGGUCAUGAAGAUGAUAAUAGCAAAGAAAUGGAAAAUCUUGUUGUAUCUGAACUAGUGAGUCAUAGUUAUGUGUUUUAUAUUUUAUUUUUGUUUGUUCAGUGCACGAGGCUAAUGAUUGUAUUAAAUUUUAACAAAUGUUGCCAUAGUGGAGCUUAAUCAAUAUACACCAUCAUCAAUAUACACGAUCACGUUGCUUAAUUCUUUAAGAUCAAUCAACCAACAAACAUAACACUGCGCAUCAAGCUGCUGAACAUGUACAUGCAGUCUGGUAAACUAGAGGAGGCUUAUGAAGCUGCAGUUGCCACAGACCUCACAACUGCCUUUGUGGAACAUCUUCAGUGGUUUGAAACUCUGGAAACCAUCUUCAAAGUAAGAGAACAUAUUAGUUUAACAGACCUGUUUACCCUCAAACUCUUAAAAUCGUACAAUAUCAUCACAAAAUCGUUCAAUACAUUAUCUUAAUAGUAAAAAAUAAACAUACAGUAUAUAUUGUGUAUAUACCUCAAAAUCGUACAUUGUACGCCAAAAUCGUGAGAGUAAACAGGUCUGGUUUAAUAAACUAUGAAAUAGUACUUGACUCUUGUUAUUCGCAAAAUAUUUUGUGUAUGCAUAAUUAUUUUAAAAAAAAUAUUUUUAAUAAUCGACAUGUGUAUCCAGGAAUACAUAAAGAAAUUCCCUGACUCUGAAUCAGACUCCAUGUACAACCAACAUUUGUUACACAUCCUGAGAAAUGUGACCUUUCUCAGUAUGGGGAGUAAAGAGAUUGUGGAAUGUUCCCAAGCUCUGGCCAGGUAAAGUGACUGUUGAGAAAUAAAAUAUCAAUUUUUUUCACUUUCGUUAACCUUCAUUAGUAGCAUUAUUAUUAUUGUUAAAUUUGUCAUGAAAUUACCCGUCUUAUGCAUAAUUUUAAAUAAUAGUAGCAUUGUGUCAUAUAUAAAGUAUGCACCAAAAGUACUGAAACUCCAGUAUCUUGAAUUUUUAUAGUAUAUGCAUUGGUCAGUGAUGCAUAGCUCCAGUGGCCACAUGUUCCAAGAAGUGAGAAAGAUGUUAUUUUUGGCCGUUUUUGUUGCAAAUGGAUCUCUUGAUGGAGAAAAAUAUAGUCAUAAUUCAUUUUCUCUCGUAACAAAGUGAUAAACCGAUUAUAAAGGUGGUUCGUGUCUGAAUAAAGGUGGUAGAUCAAUUCCAAAAGAGAUUUAAAAAGACGGCACCAAGAAAUGCAGAUAUAUUUUCUUUUGUUGCAAAAAUACCAUAAUGGAAGUGCACUGUGUCAUUUAAUAUAGGAGGAAAUCUGAUCGACCAGUAUGUUUCUCGAUAAUAAGAAGCAAGUUCGUGUUCUCUGGAAGGUGCUGUAUUCAUCCUUUGAAAUGAACAUCAGUCAUAUGUCCAUUUUUAUUUAAGGACAUAGAUGCAUUUGUUCCAGAUACCGGUUGGACAGUGCUUGGCGAAGCCAUAUAUGUGACCCAGGAUGAUGUUUGUUGAAAUGAGGAAUGAGUGUUUCUCAGACAGGUUGAUCAGACUUUGCCAUUUGUUGACAGAAAACCUUCCCGGAACCUUUACUUUGGGCCCUUUAAAAAUAAUAAAUCAAUCUCUCUUGGCUUUCUUCUUAUGCCUUUUUUAAAAACACAGUCACCACUUACUGUCGCUAACAUUUGAGAGAAAUUAUUGCUCAUCAAUGAAUUUUUUUUCCUAUUUCUAAUAAAAACUGCCCAACAUAUAAUCCUUUUCACUUCUGUGGUCACGUGGCACGUGGAACUAUGCAUUUUUGGCAAACACUAGUACGAAUUCAAGGUGCAGGACUUUAAGUACUGCUAGAAUUGCUGUAUGCUGUAUUAUUCAACUGUAAACAACUGUAUAAGCUUAAUCUGAUUUUAAUUUUAUAGAUUUGACAAACAGUUAAAAUUUGUAUAUACUUUGCCCAACAACGAUGAGACGUGGACAGUCUUUGUAAGAGAGAUGAAGGGUCAGAUGUUCUUCCUUGCUGGUUUGUUGCUGUUAAAAAGAGCUAAGGCUGUGAGUUAAAUUUAUAACUAUUUUGCAGCUAUGCAAUGGUAUUCAUAAUUGCAAAUCAAUUAAUAUUUCAUUAUUAAAUCUGAUGCAAAAUAAUAAUUUAAUGUGUCAACUGAAUCUCCCAUACCAGGGCUCCAUACAGUGGCAAGAGGUCAACCAUCUGGCUGGGUCUUGUUUUCUAGCCAGUCGUAGUGUGGACCCUCUAGAUGCUCAGGCUCCAUGGUUUGUGACUGCACCGCAUGAUCACAGCAAAUUCUAUAACUGGUGGUACCUUCAGAGUUAUGACAGGCUUUCACAAGUUGGUAGGUUAAAAAUAAAUAACUGAGUUUGUUUUCGCAUCUUUAAUAUAAACUGUGCUUAUUAUAUCGUAGCAAAAUGCUUGGUGCACACAAAAAAAAAGUCAAUUGGUUAUGAGUAUGCCAGCGUUCAUCCAUCAUUGCCUUUGUUCUGAAAUGCGACAUGAACGUUAAACAUUACCAUUCGCAGAUAUUAUUCGUAUACCCAAUAGUUAAUUUGUGAUGCUGAAUAUCCUCCUGCAUUUAUCUUAACAUAUUAAUAGUUUUACAAAGUACGUUUAUAUAUUUAUUGUUAAUUCCUUCCUCCUCUUCCCCCCACCGCCACCACUUUUCUAACUGAACUACCUUUACACAAGUGUUUACGUGGAAACGGCUGAAAAAUAGAAAUGCAGAUAAUUAUAUUUCUCAGCCAAUGUCCAACUUAUGUUAUUGUAUUUUAGGUAUGUUGAGAUGUGGACUUGCUUAUUUAUUGUUUCCUUUCCGUUUGUAGGUCACAUGCUGAUACAGUUGUCACAAAGCGAUCUUGUUGACUGGAGCCAUACUGUCAGACAGCAGACGAUGACAGCAUCAGGCCAUCAGAGAGUAUUCAAGGCCCUUUAUGCGCCAAGAGAUAUGAAAGAACAAGGUCAAUCAUCAUUCUUUUACCAGGCCAGGGAGAUGGUGGAUGAAUCAGGCCAGAAGGAGCCCCUUACAGAGCGACACAUGCUUGAAAUUGACAGAGGUGAGCUAAAUUAAGGUUUCAUUAGUUUGCUGUUUAUAUGAAUAAAAAUUUCAUUUGAAAUAUAUGGAGGUUCUCAUCUAAAAUUUUAAAAAUAUUUAAAUUCUCAUUUGUUUUGAUUUAACUUAAUAUUGUUUUGAAUGAAUAAAUCUUCCAGAGGCAAAGCUUUUAAAAUUAAACAAAUUCUAGUAGUAUUACAAAAUGUUUAUUCAUCUUAUAUUUAUAAUAUUAAAUUUUUGUUUGCUUAAUUAUAUGUAUGAAUUAAUGAUACAUUUUUAAUUCCAUCAGUGGCUUUUCAAGUUCACCUGAGCAAUCUCUCCCACUUAGUGUGGCUGUGUCUUCAGAGAUAUUCACCAGACAUGAGUGCACAACCAAACUGUGAGCUUUUAAUUUUUGAAACAUAUUCAGUUAUGAAUUCAUUUGCAUGUGCGUUUAUAAGCAAAUUAUUUUUUAUUAACUAUUUUUUAGAAGUUUCUACACCACAAAUCUUGCUGAGAGUCAUCUUAUUAAGAAUUAUGUCAACCAUUUUAUUUCAGUAUUUAUAGUGGUUAAUAUUUUUUACGAAAAAUUUCUUUUUCCAAAAAGCAUAUUAGAAAAUAUAUAUAAAUAUUUAAGGGUUUUGUAUCAUAACUUGUUUAAUUACAUUUCUUUACAGAUCAUUUCAACAUCAUGGAAAACAUUCAAUACAGCAAUAAAAAGAUGGAGGACACUGGUGCUGAGUCCUUGAGUCAACUGGAUAUAUUGGUAAAUAUCGAUACACCUUUUCUCUAAAGAUUGUAUAGCAAAAAGCAACUUGGUUGAUCACUUUGCACUAAAUUUAGUGUACAAAUUUUUUCACAUUCAUAAAGCUCUAUAUAAAGAGAUCUUGUACAAUUUCUAGGUUUUCCUCUUGGCAACUGUUCGAUGUGCAGCCAGCGCAAUCACAGAAAAUGUUUUCCUAUAUGAUGACCGCACGGGUCGACCUACACUUUUACCAGUGUGCUUAAGUAAACCAUUGUGCACUCCUGAACAAGGGGAGUGGUGGACAGCAGUUUACAAGUUCUGUACCAAUUCUGUCAAGUAAGCUCAGCAUCUACUAACAGUAUUAUUACUGAGGACUUCAACUUUUCAAGGGUCCUUAAGUUUUGAUGGUUUUAUUAAAAAUGGAAAUACAAUGAUUAAUCCUGUUAAAUUAAUUUUCAUUAAUUGAUCAACUAUCCUCAUAUAUAUCAGAGUGUUCAAUCCAUUUAUAUUGACUUCUUAAGAGUAUUUUUAAAUUUCAGUUUAAUUUAUAUGAAAAAAAAUAUUUAAUUAAAACUAAAUACCUCUUUUGAUUACCGUCAUAUUUUUUGGUCAGUAUCCCAAUAAUACAUGAAUAUUUGUGUUAAAUUUUAAAGUUUAAAUGGUAAGAUGACUUAUUCUUGUCAUCUUGUUAAUUUAAAUAAUUUUUAGUAAUGAUAACUUCUGGCUUUUACAUUUUUGUAUGUCUAGGGAUGACUUUUCAAAAUUGAGGCGCAUACUGAUACGAGGCAUAGAGACAGUGCGUUUGAUUGGAUCUCAUGGUAUGUCCAUCCCCUUGACAGCUCACAUAGCCCGGUCUCUGGAUGCAAAGGUAUGACAUGAAGAAAAAAGGGACAUUUAGCUAGAUGAGGUAUGCCCAAAUUUUUGUAAAACAGUAGAGUUGUUUCUAAAUUAGAUUUCAGUCAUAUGAGUAGGACUAGUCAAAAUAGAUUCAACAAUAUAUUUAAAAAAUGUAUUCUCUUAAUCUAAAUAAUUUCUUUCCUGUUGAUUCAGAACCAACCCAUUUGCUCUUUUCUCUCUGAAAAUAAAUAACUUUCUUACAUGGUCGCACACAUAGAAUGCUAUGUUUUAUUAAACUUUUCAUAGGACAUAAUGUUUUAUUCAUCUUCUCGUUUCUUUUUUAAAAUGUAAUUUUAGGAGUGUUAUUUAAAGAUAAAUUCCUUUUUCUUUUAGAUAAAAAGUGUAAAAGAGGCUGAGUUUGGAUGUCGGUGCUCAGCUGCAGAGUUGAAUGCAUUGGAAAUCAGGGCAGCCUUUUACUGGGAGAAGACAAAACAAGCUCUGGAAAAACUUCAAAGGUACUGAAGUUGCUGUCUUUUGCAUACUAUUCUGAGGACACGUACUACUUUUCUAGAGUAAUGUCUGAGUAAAAAAUAAGUACAUAAAUUUAUAAAUGAAGUUCUUUUUACAUUAUUUUAUUUUACCAUCUAUCUAAUUUUUUUCCCCUCUAGGAAUCAACACAUUCCUAUUUCUAAAAACCGACUCUUUAAAGAGGCCGGUGACCAAGAACUCCCACCUCGCCUGAUUGACAAGUUUACAGCUGAGACCACAUUUGCUCUGUCUCUAGUUGCCAUGAACAGAGGCCAGUAUGAGGCAGCCCUAGAAGGCUUUCACAAUCACAGGUCACCAUGGGCUAAAUACCAUUCUGCUCAGGUUGGUUUUAGAGGAUCUCUCUUUAACCCUUUACAGUCCAAGCCUAUUCAGCCUUGUCUACUCCCAGCACCCAAGCAAAGGGACAUAACUCCAUUUUGAAUGAAGGUUCUUUAUCUAAUUAAUUUACAGAAAAUAAACUAGAAGCAAGAAAAUAAAAUAAAAAAUACCUAAAUACAAAGAAAUGAUUAAAGCAAAAGUUACACCUAAAAAUAGUUUCAGAGACCCUCCCACUCAUGAAAUAGUGAAGCUUCAUUAGGCCUAAGUUCUUUCAAAAGUGUAUCCAAGGCUUAGAUAGCUAUUUUUUACAGCGAAAAAAUCGCGACUUUUAUAAAAAUCAUAGAAAAUCAGCCCCUAAACACACAGCGGUCAAACUAGUAUCAAAAUAAAUGCCGACAACGAGGCUUUCAUCUGGUUGAAUUAUAAAUAGUAAUGCGCAAUGGAUUUCCGCUGUGCUAAGAACGAAAGUAAACAACCUCGAAACGGGCGGGUUUGGCCGCAACGGACUGUAGGCUUAAGGAAAAAAUCGGCGUAUUUCGGGCGCAUCGGACUGUAAAGGGUUAAUUUUGCUGGCAUAGAAUAAUCUAAAGAAUGAAUUUAUGAAACUUUAUGCUUUAGUCUUGCAUUUUUGUUGAUUUUUUAAAUAAAAUAACUCAUUUAAUUUUACAUUUUGCAUUUUGUAAUGUUAAUAUAAAGGAUUGUUAAAUUUUUGCCUUAAAAUGUUUAAGCAGUCAUAUAAACCUUGUUGAGAUAAGUUGCAAUUGCCAUCUUUUAUUAUUUGACUUUGUUUUUCCAUCGAUUUAGAUCUACAAAAUACUUGCAGAGCAGGAGAACAAUGUGUUCUCAUCAGAUGAAACUAGCACAAAGAAACAGGCACUGCUUCUAAAGGCUAGGGACUGUCUUUAUGAUGUCUUAGACCGCCUCAGUGGAGACAAGUCUCAUGUGAGUUGAGGUUUACAAAAUUUUUCUCAAGAAGAGGUUUUGUAGACAUUGGUUGUUAGGAAAUAGUUUUUUUCCUUAUUUCUUAGCGGGGACAAAAUGUUUUUUAAAUUAAAUUUUAAAAUGGCUAGUAGUAUUUGUACACAGUUAAAACAGUUGGAAAAAGGGAUAUAAAUUUAAAACAAAUGUGCUGUAUUUUUGGGCGUACAAGACGCUCCCCUAAUUUUCCUGUUAUAGGGUUUGGGCUAUACUCGCCGUAUAAGACUAUUCCUCUUCCAACGCACACCAAAUAAAAAUUAAAAAAACAUCAGAAAGGAAGGAUAAUACAAUAAACCCAUGGGAGCUGCUUUGUUUUCUAAGCUUUUAACCAAACUGGAACUAGAGGGGGCCUGUCCCUGAAUUUUUCGCACACUGAUUUCUCGCUUAUAAGACGACCCAAGAUUUUCAUGGGUUAAAAAGUUGUUUUAUACGCCGGGAAAUAAAGUAUAUAUUUUGCAAGAGAUAACUCGGCUAAAAGUGUUCUUUAAAAAAUUUGAUUGAUAAUGUUUAUUCUAUUUAUUUUUCCAAUCAGAAACUAAAUGCUCUGGUAGCAAGGGACUUGGAGGACAUUGACACUCAGUUGCAGGCAUUAGAGUAUGGUAAGAGUCACUUACACUUUAUAAGAUCUGACUCUUCAAGUGCUCUGUAAAUCAGUUGCUUACGACCAUCUAUAAAAUUGUUAAGGACUAUUCGCAAACUUAGGAUUAGCUGAAAGUCUUAAAUAACUAAUGGUUAAUUCAGCUAAUGUAAAUUUCAGCUCCUUUUUUUUUGAGUAAUCGUGACAAAUAUAAAUUUUCUUUCUGAUCAGCAGAUGAUAAAGAUGGCAGCACCAAUAGCUCUUUCCACACCCCAUCAAAAUUUCCCCCAGACAUCCGACCAAGCUCAAACACCAAUGGUAUGGUCCACAGCACCCCCAGGAACCCCAUAGCAACAUCAGCAUUUCCCGAUCAUGAUACGGGGCAUACAAGGGUCAGUCAUUUAAUUUGUACUGUUUUUUUUUUUUUUUUUUUUUUAAGAGUGCACUCUAUGACCUUAAUAACAUUUUAGUUAUCCUAUGACCUUACAUUUACACAGUGACAUCUCAUUCACCAUGUUGCAGUGGCACGGUCAACAAAUUUUUUCCUAAAAUAUUCAAUUGGAAUCCCCUUUUCAAGGUGCUGUGGGAACGUAGCACAGGGAAAACCUCAUAUUUUUAUUUCUUUAUUGAUAUUGCAAAAAAAAUGUAUUAGGUUGUUUGGAUGAAGGCUUAAAUUUAAUUAGGAAUGUCUUAUUCCAAUUUUUUACGUAGUUACAGUAACACUUCACAAAGGGACUUGACAUCACUGGUAUCUUGUGGGUGCCUACUAUUACGAUUGUGAAAAUUCUUUUAGUCCGCACCAGAACCUAUUGUACCUCAGUGUAAUGAGAUGAAAAGCUAUUUUAAUUUUAUCAAUGUUUUUUUUUUUUUUUCCAGCUGAAUACCACUGAGCCAAUCCGUGCCACGAGGGAUCACAAUGUUUCUUCUACUAGUGAAAACGCUGACAGACCCAGGCCAUCGCCUGAACGUCUUGACUCCCAGAUCAGGUCUCUGAGCUACAGCCAGACAUCACUUUUUAAAGUGGUGUUGGACAGGAAUGAAGAGCUGAUCAUAAUUAAUGGAAAGAUGAUGGAAGAGCUGCGAGACAACAACAUCCAGCUGAGAACCGUGCUGUCUGAGAACAAAUCUCUCAUGGAUGAGCUGAAGGUGGGUGAUAUUGGCCAGUCAACUGAAACAUAUGCCAGGGGUGUCCAAAUUGUGUCGGCAGAGAACCAGAACAAUUAUUGUGAACUCUUUCUUGGGCUGCAGGUGCUAAAUCAUGUAUUUGUUAUUCUUAAUAAUUUUUCUUAACUUAGUCCACCUCCUAUUAUUUUUCCAUACUCGUGCGGUAAAAUGAAGACAGUCAAUGUUUUAUAAUGAAUAUAUUUGUUGCAUGGAAUGAAACAUGAAUAAAGAAACAAACAAAAACUACAUGCAAAGAAACUGAAUAAGAGUCUAACGCUAAUCUAAACUAACUAGUGUAAACCUCACAGUAAUACUAAAGAAAUACUAGUAAUAAUCCAGGUUCUUGGAGUUAUGAAUAUGAAUGGGAAACAUCUAUACUGGUUGUAAAGCACUUGAAUGUGCAUACCAUGUCUGCUAGCAUCUAUUCAUCUCUGGAUAUCUUUCUACUUCGUUGGAGAAUACAACCAGAAGAUAUACUGGUUGAUUUAGCUUAGCCUGAUGCAGUUCUGGGUCAGUUUCUGAUGCUGUAAACAAGCUUUCAAGUUCAAGCUAGCUUAGGAUGCUAGUCGGCUACCUUGGUGUGGCUUGCAUUGAGUCAUAACACAGCCUUGAUGGUUGUGGCAUAUACUGGGAGUUUAUCACGUGACUGGCCAGUGAUCUGCUGGUUUUGAGUUCAGUGCUAGGGUGGUUUUGGAGAGGUGGGGAGAGAGAAAGCUAUUCUUAGCAGUUGGCUAUACACUUAAUAUGCAUUAUUUAGGGGAGUGUGAACUAUACCUAGCAGCUUGGUAUACAUUCAUAGACACUGUUCUGGAUUGUGAGCUAUACUUAACAGCUUGCUAUACAUGUCAUGGGCAUUAUUUAAGAGGGUGUGAGCUAUACCUAGCAACUUGCUAUACAUAUCAUAGGCAUUAUUUAGGGGGGAUAAAUAAACCCAACUGUAAUGAGACAUAACAUUACAAUAAUAUUUACACAUGGUCUAUUUACUUAUUACACAUUUUAUUUGUUGAUUUGACUAGGCAGUGCUUCUUACCAUUAUACUCUGAAUUGAAAUAAAGACAAAGAUCAUUAGGUUGAAAAAUAAAUAAAUGUUUAUUUUAAUUUUUUGAAAUAAUAAUAUUGGAAGAUAUAUUUAUUUAUAAGUCUGCACCUAAUUAAAAUAUUCUAAAUUAUCAUGUUGUAGCUACUUAUCGCCACUGAAUUUUUAUAAAAUUUUUAAGUGGAAUAUUUCUUUUAAAGGGGCAAUAUUGUUUAAAUCAAUUAUCAUUUGACAACUGUCACACAAUUAAUUAUUAGUUAAAGUUUUGUUGAUCAGUAGAUUAUGUUGGAUUUUAAAAAAAAAUAUUAAAAAAUCAUAAUUUGUUUUUUCUCCUUUAGGUGUCCUUGACAGAAAAUAAGGAAAUGAUGAAACAAAUCAAGGUAUUAGAUUUUCUAAAUUUGUUAAAACUAAUCUUAAAUUAAAAUAAAUUUCAAUUUUUAACUGGUUGCGGAAACUGGUGUAUUUAAAUCCAAUAAAAUUAUUAUUUGAUAAUAAAUGUACCACGUUUUAAUUUUUAAAAAAUCUAAACAAGCAUGAAUUUAUUUUUGUUUCAGAAUGAACUUGGUACCCUAAAGACUAACAUCCUCACGGCACCACCUCCAAUCCAAACUGCACCUCUCUUUAUGCCACAAAUGCCAGCUUCUGCUCCACCUCGUGGGCCAUUCCCCGGCUUCCCUCCCCCUGCCUACGGUGGCUACAUGAUAAACUCUCCUGUGCCACCCCAACCUCCUCUUGGUGCCGGGCCGCAGUAUCGCCCCUCUGGACUUCCUGGUUCAAGGUCAUCCAAUGUAGGGAAGUAUCGGCCACAGUCGGAAGAAGACGAGGAGGAGGAAGAUGACAUGAGUAAUAUUGAAAGAGAGUAUUUUGAAAAUGAACAGUCUUACACCCAAUAUUACACACCUGAAUCGCAGAUUAUUCAGGUAAUAUCUAUUGACAUGAUUUGAUGGUUUUAAUAUGCAAGUACUGUGGAGAAUUUAUGAGUGCCCAGAAUAUGCCUGUUUAAUCAUUAAAACAGGCAGCUUGUCAAAUCUGAACUUUCCAAAUUUAAGAUAUUUUAUAAAAAAAAUCAUUCUAAAAUUGAGUUUCAGGAAAAGAUUGAAUUAUGGGCCAUUUAUGAUAAAAAAAAAAAAUCUGUUCAAUUUUUUUUUAAUUAUCAGGAUUGCCAUCCAGGUCAGCAUGCACUUGUUUCUCAUCAUUUUGGUGUGUCAUCACAAAAAUACUUUAAGACAUUAAGAUUGAAAGUGUUCAUUUAAUACAUUGUUUGACUCAUUGCAGUGUUCCCAAGAUUGGGCAGUUGGAGGUAGAUCAGGUAUGGAGGGUCAGCCACCUAUUCCCAUACCUCCUCUCCAGCCUAGGAUGAGCAUUCCAGCUCCUGGUUACUUCGCAUCUGCACUCAGAGGACAGUCUCUGCAAUAUGCACAGAAUGUACAAACACCUGGACAGGUGAGUUAUACAAGUAGCCUUUUAGAAAUUAUAAUUCAAGAAAUAGAUCUGCUGGCAUCCGUCCGUCACAAUGUGACGAUGGUGUAGACUUCGCAAGGAUGAAAUCCACAAGGCUUGGGAUUCUUUUUAGGAUUAUAAGGCUGGUUCCCUACACAGCAAAUGCCUCUCUCCAUGCCUCUCUCCAUGCCUCUGGAUAACCUAAAGGAACAUCGUGUCCAUGAUGCAGCUUGGCACCAGUUUUCAGAUUGUUAAAAAAAAAAAAUUAUUUUAAAGUUGUUAGGUCUAUAGAGUCUCCUGUAAAAUUUGGAAAACCUGUGGUUAGAGGGUUUCAGCAAUUUUUAUAUAUAUGAAAGUAUUUUAAGAAGGGGACUGUUUCCUUCAUCUUACUGGCCGAGGGGUUCAUGGAGAGAAAAAAAAUGUGAAGAACCCCUGGUUUAGAUCAAUAGAUUACAUACCUAGACGUUAUGAAAACAAGAAAUACAUUUACCGCCAUUUGCAAAUUGAAUAGCUAAUGUGUAAGCAGACCUCAUUAACAUUGAAUAGCUAAUGUGUAAGCAGGCCUCAUUAACAUUGAAUAGCUAAUGUUUAAGCAGACUUUUGUCUCAUAUUCUGUUUGUGACCACCUCUUAUGUCAACCAUUUUCAUUUGUUGACUGAAUAACCUAUUAACAAUCUUAACUAGAUCAAGCCAGCUUCUGGACUAGGUUUCUUUGCAUCUCCUGCUGUAGGUGGAACUGUCACACCUGUGGUACCGGCGACAGUUGCGGUCAGUAUGCAGAAUUCUUAAAUAUGGAAUAUUAUUGUUAGUGGAUGCUUCUUGCACCAGAAUAGAAGUGGAUCAAAAAAAGUUUAAUAAAUAUUUCUGGCAAAUCUUCAUUAGUUAUUUAAGCUCUUUACUUGAGAUUGUAUUAGCUUCUUACAAAAGUUAGCCAAAAAUUUGUUGUUUUUUUUUGCUAUCACAAAGUACUAUUAUUGUUCCUAGAGCUUAACUGGUUGCAGUUUUAUUUACACAGAUAUUUUGAAACAGUUGGUCCAAGUGUUAUAAAAAAAAAAGAUUUAACUUCUUAUUUUCUAUAAUAUAUGCUGGCAUUUAAACAACAGUCCCAUAGACAGUCCUACACCAUACCCAUGGCUCAUUAUUGAUUGAUAUAAUAGUCACCUCCCCCUAACUAAAGAAACUUCAACCUUUUUUACACAAUGCUCGCUGCGUGACAGCUUUUAUUUUUCACUCAAUGCUAUUAAUAUAAAACAUGUUGAGUAGGGGGGAGGGCCGGUUGUGAAAAGGAAACAGGACACACCAGAAGCAAUAUAUAUAUAUGAGAUAAUUAUUUUAGUGAGCCAUACAUACAUUUGACUUAAAAAUAUUUUAAAUAAAAUAAAUGUAGCAAAAAUCACAGUAAAAUCAACAUUUUAGUGGCAGAAAAGAAGACUUUUAUCAUUCCAGUGUAAUAAUUAAAAUCAAUUGAUUGUUGUACAGAUGACCCCAGUAGCAGUUUCAACUGGCAGGGUUCCUGACAGCACUUCAUCCCCUGCAUUACUGGCUGCCCUGACUGGUCUGAAGUCCUCCAUCACUACAGGUAAUGGUUAUAAAGUAAAGAGUCAGUUUUUGUUUUUUAAAAAUCUAUAUUCAACUUACUAUUUUAAAUAAGAAACUGCCUACUACUUUUUAUACUCUGCCCCCGUUCCGACAAUAAUCCAUAAGUUUCCUUUAUGAAAAUGUACUGUUAUUCGUCUUCACAAUUCUCAGCUUGAGUAGUAGGUGUGACUUGAGCUGUAUUUUGUUUAAAGUGUGGGAGAGUUGCUCUAUUCGUCAGCCACCAUCUCUCGUUCUUGCCUAUUAGUCAAGACGACUGGAAAUAGAACAGAACAGACCGGGUGUUUUUCUUGUGUUUUUCAAUUUGCUAUUUAUGCAUUCUACGUCGCAGGAGUUGUCAGAAUUUUCAUUGUGUCAAUGUCAUGCCUUAUAUAGGACCCCAUCUCUGGGUUUAAUUUCAGAGUUUGCCUUCUCUUAGAUGAGUUGCCAUCCAAGGUUAACGCGUCCCAUCCACCAGGGGGUGCUGGUUUUAGUUUUUUGUUUGUCUAGGCGUUUUCUGGGGAUUGUACUCGGCCUGGGAGGGAGUGACAUGGAAAUGUCAGCUUUGUCUGUCUCUCUACUUGUAAUUUUCUUUGUACACAGGCACACCAAAGAUUGAUCCUGCUCCACCGGCAACAUCGCCAGCUGUUGGAAGUCUUGGAGCUGUUCUCAGUGGUGAGUCAAGUCAGUAAACCUUUUAUUUUUCUCUUACCUUGUUGUAAAUUGUCUUCCCUUAUGUUUUAGUUUAAACCAGGGCAAGUUGUCUCAUUCUGUAAGGACUCCUCACGAGAUUAUUUAAGUUAAAUGUUAUUACUCUGUUUUCGCAGUAAGUUUUCUUAGAAACUAAAAUGGUUUAAAAUGUUAUUUAUUAAUCUUGAUGAACCUAAAGUUUUAACACAAGUUUUUUUUUGUGUCUUUUCACUUUUGAAUCCCAAAAUGUAUUUACCUAAAUUUUUUUAGCUGGCAUUACAUUACAUCAAGUAAAGUUUAUUAUUUGAUUUGUUUGUUAGGAAUCAAGAGUUUAUUCCAAGCUAAAGCUGUAAUGGAGCCCAAGAAGGCUAAAGGAGACAUCACAGUAAGUGUUUAACUUUAUAUAUUCUUAGAGCUCCAUCACCUAUGAGAAAGAUGGUUUGAAGAGUUAGCCUGAGUCUAGAUUGAUUGUGGAAUAAUAAAAUACUUUAAUUUUUAUGUUGCACAGUCAGAGCUAAAAUAUGCUCUCUGUAACAUAAUAUUUUAACAAAAUUAAGCCCCUUUAGUGAAAUCUUUUGAUCUGUAUGUGAUAGUUUAAACAAUUGUUUUAUUUCUGUAAAGAUUCUUGUUGAUACCCACAACAACCGAGCCACUAUUUUGAUGAUGGGUGAAACCAAGGAGAUACUUUUCCAUCAUGACAUAAAUGCCUUGAAAGUGGAGCCCUCUUUUUUGGCAUCAACCGUCAUCUGGACAGGAACCAAAGUCGGCUCAGUGGACCGUGAAAAGAUAACUGUGAAUCUGGAUUCAUCGAGCCUGGCGGCACAACUUAAAGAAGUAAGUUCACUUUACCACGUGAUUUAUUGCCCUCCAACAACAGCAUCAUGUCUUUGGAGUCUCAUAAUUGGUACAGUUAUUCAGCCUAAGUUGGAUUUCAAAACAUGGCUUUAGAGAGAAAAUUUUGUAAAGUUAUUCUUCAUUGGAACCUUGAUAGAUAACAACAGAAAUAGAGGUUUGAAUUUUGUUAAAUAUUUGUAAAAAGAAGUCAUUGUUGAUUGGUUUAGUUUAUAAACUGGGAAUGCCAAAAAAAUCAUGUCAAUACUGUAAAUACUUGCAUUUAUCUCUAUGUAAAAUUUGAAUAUUUGUAUUUUUUAAUGUAUUUUUUCCCCCUCAGGCAAUCCAGAAAGCUACAGCUUUGAUACAAAUAAAAGUAUCUACUCCACAAGGUAAUGUAAAUCAGUAUUUUAUUUGCCUUUUAAAUACAAUGUGUGGAAUCUAUCGUGUACAGUUCUGGGUGGGAAGCCACGAUCAACUCAAGUUUUAAAAAAAAAGUUAACUAUUACCUAAUAUUUUAUCGUGGAAUAAUCGGUGAGGUAGAAGUAUAAUUUUAUCAAGAUGUCCAAAGAACCACUGUCAGAUCCAUGGAAGCAUAUUAUAUGAAAAAUGAGCAUUUUUCAUCUGCCAUUGUAGAGCUACCUAAGCCUAGCUUUCCUUUUUAAUCUAAUGUGAAUUUUUUUUUCUCCAUUUUUUUCUUAACAGCCACAACAGCAGCUAGUAUUUUCAGCACCACGCCAGCACCUGUAACUGUUAGCAGUCAGGCCGGAAACCAGGAAGCAGCUAAACCUGUUUUUGGGGGCUUCACGUUCAGCACCACUCCAACAAUAACUCCGGUGGUUGAUAAGCCAAAAGUGGAUGCCCCUGUCACAACAUCAGGUAGAGAAAGAAAUGCAUUGGGCUUGAGUUAUAGAAAAACUAAAUUUUACUUUAGAUUUCAUUUUGUACUCUAUUCUGUUUUUUUUUUUUUUUUUUUUUUUUUUUUUUUUGUUUUUUUUUUUUUUUUUUUUUUUUUUUUUUUUUACUUGGCCUGGCAAUAUUGAAUUUUAUAAAUGUGGAAAAAAUUUCACUCAACGCUAUUAGUGAAAAACAUGUUGAGAAGGGGGAGGGCUGGUUGGGAAAAGGAAGCAGGACUCACCAGAAGCAAAAUAUCUAUAAGAGAUAAUUAUUUUAGUAAACCAUAAAUGCAUUUGCCUUAAAAAUAGUUUUAAAUAAAAUAAAUGUGUGGCAAAUGUACAACUUGUAUAUUUCCCUAGUAGCAAAAGAUGACAAACCUAAACCGUUUGCUGGAUUUUCCCUGACAACAUCAUCCAAGCCAGAUGUUAAGUUCUCCUUGGAUGCCACAGCAGAUACACCCAAGCCAGGUAUGUCAUUUAUCGGUCAAAAAUUUUUGUUCCUCAAUUCUUUUUUAAACACUCCCCCCAUAAUUGUGUAAAAGGAUGAAUAUAUAAGGGACAAGCCGUUUGAAGUAAAUAAAUGGUGGGAACAAGAUAUGAUUAGGCUUGAAAAUGAAGGCGAGACAAAUUGUCUUGUCUUUGUAUUGUCUUUUAUUUUGAAGUCAAAACAUAUCUUUUUCCACUAUCUAUUUAAUAAUUAUGUCCUGUGAACAAUAACAGGCUGACUCUUAAUCAGAGCAAACCAGGGCUUAAUCACACUAUUCUUUUUAGGGAUGUUAAAGAUUCAGUAUAAUCCUUUUAUCAGUCAUUUUUCAAAUUUAUCAAUCAUGGCUUUUUUGUGUUGCUCUCGAAGAUAUUACACAGUUUAAUAAAAUAUUGGAUAUUUUAUGGAAUGCCAUACAUUGAAAUAAAAUUACAGACCAAAACCAAACUAAAUGAAAUGAUAUGUCACAUUAAAAAAUGGCGUCAGCGGGCCGUGGAGCUUAUAGCUUUUUAUGUCCUCCCCAAAGCGCACACCCCCCCAAGCCCUAGUGAAAUGAUAUAAAUAUUUUGAUUAUCUUUUAACAUCCUAAAAUUUAGUUAUAAUAAAACUUCUGAAUUUAAUUGUAGCCAAAGCUCCAACAUCAUUUACCAAGCCAACACCUGGAGCUGGACCAAAGAGUCCUGGUGUUGUGGCCAAGAGUCCUGGAGGUGGAGAUGAUGAUCAUGUGGAGGAGUAUGAGCCAAACAUAGAUUUCAAGCCAGUCAUUGCACUGCCCGAGCUGGUGGAUAAAAAAACUGGAGAAGAAAAUGAAACUGAGGCAAGUUAACAGUAUUAAAACCUUGUUUUGCUCUCAGCUACUCUUUUUCUGCAAUGUGAAGAGAUUACGAAAUUAAUGUAUGUUUCUCUCUCUUACGUAUAAAAUGAUUUUGAAUAAAUAUGUUUCAAUAGAUCUUUGUAGAGAGGUGUCGUCUUUUCCGCUUUGACCCCGAGAUCAAGCAAUGGAAAGAAAGAGGAGUUGGGGAAAUGAAGAUACUCAAGAGUAAAGAUCAAGUUAAAUUCAGGAUUAUAAUGAGAAGAGACCAGGUAUAUAUAGUGUUGUUUAUGUAGCACCUAGAGACCAGGUAGAUAUAGUGUGGUUUAUGUAGCACUAAGAGACCAGGUAGAUUUAGUGUGGUUUAUGUAGCACCUAGAGACCAGGUAGAUAUAGUGUGGUUUAUGUAGCACUAAGAGACCAGGUAGAUUUAGUGUGGUUUAUGUAGCACCUAGAGACCAGGUAGAUAUAGUGUGGUUUAUGUAGCACUAAGAGACCAGGUAGAUAUAGUGUUGUUUAUGUAGCACCUAGAGACCAGGUAGAUCUAGUGUGGUUUAUGUAGCACUAAGAGACCAGGUAGAUAUAGUGUUGUUUAUGUAGCACCUAGAGACCAGGUAGAUGUAGUGUGGUUUAUGUAGCACUAAGAGACCAGGUAGAUGUAGUGUUGUUUAUGUAGCACUAAGAGACCAGGUAGAUGUAGUGUUGUUUAUGUAGCACCUAGAGACCAGGUAGAUGUAGUGUUGUUUAUGUAGCACUAAGAGACCAGGUAGAUGUAGUGUUGUUUAUGUAGCACCUAGAGACCAGGUAGAUAUAGUGUGGUUUAUGUAGCACUAAGAGACCAGGUAGAUGUAGUGUGGUUUAUGUAGCACUAAGAGACCAGGUAGAUGUAGUGUGGUUUAUGUAGCACCUAGAGACCAGGUAGAUGUAGUGUGGUUUAUGUAGCACUAAGAGACCAGGUAGAUGUAGUGUGGUUUAUGUAGCACCUAGAGACCAGGUAGAUGUAGUGUGGUUUAUGUAGCACCAAGAUGUUAAGAUGAUACCUUAUGUUUUACUAACAAUUGAAGUUUUUUGCUUCUCAUUGUAUUACAAUUCAAAAGCCCCUAAUUGAGUAUUUAAUAACGUGUAGGCUUUAAAUUUGUGGUUGUUUAAUUAACGUUACAAGUGCCUUAGUCUAAAUAGUUUCACUUUGCUAUUCUCGAAAUGAAACCUGUUUACAAAUCAUCUUUUCAUGAACUUCAAUGUUCUCAUUUUUUCUCUUAGAUUUUCAAGCUUUGUGCCAACCACUUUCUCAAUUCUGAAAUGCGCCUGACUCCCAUGGCCUCCUCUGACCGGGCCUGGUGUUACUCUGCAAUGGACUUCUCUGAAGAAGAGAUGAAGGCAGAACAGCUGGCCGUUAAAUUUAAGACUGCGGAGAAGGCCUCAUCUUUCCAGGUUGUCUUUGAUGACUGCUGCAGACAGCUGAAAGAAGAAAAGAGCAAAGUUCAUGACGGCGGGGAGACUGCCAAGGAUAAAAGUAUGUUGGGAUCAAUAGGACAGUCAAAGAAAACAUAAAAUUUUAGUUGAAAAUUUGGGGCUUUGUGAAACUAGAAUAUGUGAUUUGUUGAAGUAAAUGUUACCAGUAACUAGUACACCUUAGAACAGUUAUUAACUAGAACACCACCUUAGAACAGCUAGUAACUAGAACACCACCUUAGAAUAGUUAGUAACUAGAACAUUACCUUAGAACAGUUAAUAACUAGUAUACCUUAGACCUGUUAGUUACUAGUAAACCUUAGACCAGUCAGUUACUAGUAUACCCUAGUAACUAGUACGCCUUAGACCAGUUUUCCCAUACUUUUAAGUUGGGCAGAUGUGUGGACAAGUUUCCACUGAAUCUGGGACAAAUUUAUUAUUUUUCUUUUAUUAGACUUAAGUAUAUUGUAAAAUUCUAUAGGACUCUAAUACUAUAUAGUGUUAUUCAAUAGUUUUGUGGUUAUGUCUGUUUAAAAUGUAAUAUUAGUUUAACAAUGUGAUAACUUUUAAAAUAGUUGACCGCUGCAUUUUGGUAAAGUUAUUUUGUAAUUUUGAAUACUUAAUCAUUAAUACAGUUUAUAUUAAUGUGCGGUCAUUUUCUAUUAAGAUUUUAUUCCUUUUCUUUUAUAAACUAAUCCUGAAUAUUUUAUUACCUUAUUGCAUUUUAUUAAAAUUUUCUCCAGCCGAUGCAGUUGUUAGCGGGUCAGAGAAACAAUUCGUUAAAACUGAACCAUCCACAUCUGGUACUAAAAGCCUCAGUGAAAUGUUUAAACCAAAAGCUGGCAGCUGGGAAUGCCAAGGCUGUUACAUCAGAAAUAAUGAUGAGGUCCCGAAAUGUCCAGCUUGUGGCACUCUCAAACCUGGUGGGAAGGUAGCACCGGCUGCCUCAGGACCACCUGCUGCCUCAGCACCAUCAGCUACUACAAAAUCUUUGAGUGAGAUGUUCAAGCCCAAGGUUGGUAGCUGGGAAUGUGACGGCUGUUUAGUCAGAAACAAUGAAGACGUCAUCAAGUGUCCGGCAUGUGGGACCCUGAAACCUGGCGCCAAGGCUGAGGAUGUUUCUAAAACUGUCACUGGUGGGGGCUCUUUUGUAGCAGGCGUUGCCGCUGGUCCCCCAGGUAUAAUGUUUUGAAUAAUAAAUCAAUUCUAAAAUUGUUCCGACCAAUAUUUCUUUAUGGCAAUGGGGAAAAUGUAUUUACAUGUGGUUAAUUAAUUUUGAAAAAAUGAUAUAAAUUUCUUUCAAACUUAAUAGGCUGUAUAUUUUAUCCUCAGGAUCUGGCUUCAAAUUUGGUGCAGCCUCCAAUGUUAUGCCCACAACGGGGGGAUUCAGUUUUACAUCUCCAGCAAGCACUGCUCCUCCGUCUUCAGGAUUUAAGUUUGGCACUCCAGCAGCAUCUGCGCAAACAACCAACACCACUACGGCACCCGCAAUCGGUUUCAAUUUUGGCACCCCUACAACAUCUGGAAAAACAAUUAAUGCUGCCGCAGCCCCCACGGGAGGUUUCAUUUUUGGAGCCCCGGCACAAUCUGCACAAACGACCACCGCCAGUACUGCACCCACAGGAGGUUUCAAAUUCGGCACCCCAACAACGUCUGCACAAACGACCACCACUAGUACAGCCCCCACAGGAGGUUUCAAAUUUGGUGUUCCCACAACAUCAGCCUUGACAACUACAGCAACAACCGCACCCACCGGAGGUUUCAAAUUUGCAAUCCCUGCCACUUCUGCUCCAACGGCUUCAAGCACUGCACCUGCUGCAGGGUUUGGUUUUAAAACUGCGACAUCUGGUGUUGUUCAAAAAGCUGACUCUACUUCAGAUGCUCUUAUCAAACCAUCUCUUGGGGCAUUUUCUACCAGUGCCACAGCAGCAGCAUCUUUUUCCUUCUUCCCUGCCACCACAGCCGGCAGCUCAAACAUCUUUGGUACCCCAAAAACAUCCACCACCCAGGGCUCCUCACUUGACAACACUCCCAAGCCUAACAGCUUCUUAUUCACAUCCACACCAAUUCAAGGUAAAGAUGCUGCUAAGCAAGCCGGCACGUCAGGGCUUCUAGCCAAACUGCUGACAUCAGAUGACUCAUCUUCAGAGACCCCUGCAAAACCCCAAGGUGAAACAAAUUAUGUUUAAAAGAUAAUUUAUGUUCCUAGUUCUUUUUUUUUCAACACACCAUUUCUGCUUUUCCUUGCCGUGCGCUUACUUUGGUCGUGAGUGGUAUGCUUUUUCUCUGAGGAUUUAGCUCCAACAGUGAGUCGGCCAUGUCAUAAUACAGGAGCCUUAGGAAGAGUCUCUCAUGAAUCAAGGUCAAUGUCCAUUGAUUUGAGUAAAGCUUUUAAACAGUCCUUGAAGUGUUUUUUCUGUCCACCGGCUGAGCAUUUCCCACUGGAGAGUUCACAGAAAAAAAUUAGCUGUAUGAGAAGUCUGCUGUCUGUCAUUCUUGCAACAUGCCUUGUCCAUCUGGCUUGUACUUUUUGCAGCAGCGUGUGGAUGCUGAUACAAUCGGCCUUGAUACAAGUAUUUGCUGCAUUUUCAGUUCCGAUCUUGUAUUUAUGGCACAGUCAUCAGCAAAUAAGAGAUCUUGAAUAACCCUUUCUUUAACUUUCCUAAUGGAUUGCAGUCUCAUAAUAUUUUAGAGCCCUCCGUCUGUCCUUUAUCUUAUAGGAGUGCUGUCAUUAUUGUUGAGAAUACCAUCAAUCAGCAUUUCUGAGAAUACCAUGCUAAAAAGUGUUGGGGUUGGAGAAUACAGAGUUGUUUUGCAGGAAAAGCCACAGACUCAUUUCCAUAAUCCAUUACCCUGGCUAUCAUCAUAAAUACUAUCAUGGAGUUGGCGUAGUAUUGUAAUAAAUCUACUCAAGCAGCCAAACUCCUCCAUCAUAUUCCACGGGCCAUCUCUACCCACUGAGCCAAAUGUUGUGUAAAACUCUGAAAACUUGUAAAAAUCUAUAUCAUUAGAAUUGAAAACUGAAUUUUUCUUUUCUUUUUUCUUCAUGUCAGCUGGUUUCAAUUUCACCAUGUCAAAUAAAUCCAGUGCACCUUCCACUGACGUAACGGCAACCAGUACCACACCAGGGUUCCAGUUCUCAUUUACCAAGUCACCUGUUAAAACUCAGCAGGGCCCAGCGGUCCCAAACUCACCUGAAGUUGAUGAGCAUGGAAUGUAUGUUAACAAGGAGGGCGAUGACUCUCACAUACACUUUGAGCCAGUUGUCGUCCUUCCUGACAAGGUUGAGGUAAUUAUUUAUUUUAUCUGAAAGAAUAAUUUUAGCAAAUCCUGAUCAGGGAACAUCGUUUUACAAUUUAUUGGUACGCAUCUGAUCAUUAAAUUAUUUCUUCUUAGGUAAAAACUGGCGAGGAAGAAGAAAACAUUCUGUUUGAGGCACGUGGUAAGAUGUACAGAUUUGUGUCCGGUGAAUGGAAGGAAAAAGGAGUUGGUGUUGUCAAGAUACUGGAACACAAAGAGACUAAGAAGACCAGAGUCCUGAUGAGAAGAGAUCAGGUAAGCAGUCUUUCCAUUCUGUCAGUUGCACAAAUCCCCUGAGAAAGUUUGACACAAAUCACCUGAGAAAGUUUGACACAUAGCAAAUAAGAAAUAGUUUGAUAGGAAGAAAAAAUGUUAAGGUUUCUGGAUAAAUGGAUGAGUGAAUUACAAAGCAAGGAGACCCUUUUGCCCAUUACCUACAAAGAAUUGUCAUAUUUUGUCUAAGUUGUUUAUCUUAAAUGUUUUUAUCUUUAUGUAGUUUUACAACCAGGAACAACUUAUAUUAAUAAUAUUAUCAAGGACACGAAGCACUCAACGCUCCAUAAUCACUUACCCCAAUUUUAAACCUCUCUGUUAAAAAAAAUAAUAUUUGAUCUCUUCUGAUUGAGGCAGCAACAGGUUAAUAGAAAUAAAACCACUGUAAUCUUAAUUCAAAUAGAAAACUGUAGCAGUAAAUCUGGAUGUGGUAUUUCUUUGUCACUCUGACACAGGUUUUGAAGAUCUGCUGUAACCAUAAGAUAGAGCCUGCCCUGAACUUACAGCCCAUGGCUAAAAGUGAAGGGAAAGCCUGGGUGUGGUACGCACUCGAUUUCACAGAAAGUGAAGGACGAAUGGAACAACUUGCACUGCGGUAAGUGUCAAUGAAGAGUUUGAUUUUAAAAAUGAGACAGGAUUGUUGUCCGAUAUUUGAAAUGCAUUUCAUGUGAGAUCACUGAGUUCCACAAAAUUCAUCAUGUCAAGCAGGAUGUCACAUUUAAUGUUUUUGCCAGGGCACAAUUUCAAAAUGUUGGACUAUCCAUGUAGGUAAUGAGCUUUGAUCAUGUCUAUGUUCAGAUGUACUUGUUAAUUUCUACCACGACAAGAAGGGCAACUGUUAGUUUGAUGUACUUGUUAAUUUCUACCAUGACAAGAAGGGCAACUGUUAGUUUGAUGUACUUGUUAAUUUCUACCACGACAAGAAGGGCAACUGUUAGUUUCAAUAUGGUCAAAUGUUUUCAAUGUAUCCAUGGGACAUUGUUAAUGACUUAUUGUGGACCUCUAUCUUUACUCUACAUUUGCCACUACCCAUAGGCAUAAGACCUGUAACUUUUCAUUUAAACUAACUUUUCAAAAAUCUUUUAUGCAGAUUCAGAACAGUAGAUAUAGCCAAUGAGUUCAAAAAUGUUUUUGAGAAAUGCCAAAGCAAAUCCAGCCCAGCUAAGCCUGCUUCAGAUGAGCACGUUCCUCAGAGACAAGUGAAAAAAGAACUGUUUGAAGGUAUUUAGGCAUUUAUACACCCAUGAUAACUGAGCAACUGAAAUGAUUGUUACAAAGGCCUGUAUCAUUGGUUCUCAGUCUUUUUUCGGCCACUGCCCCUUUGAACCAUAAACCCACGCAAGUUUCAGCUCAAUAGGUUGACGUAAAUUGGGUCACUUGGCCAUCCAAAGAUUUUCUUAUGUGACAACAACCAUCUAAACAGUGUUCAAUAUUUUGUUAAAAUAUGUUAAUUAUAAUUGAAGAUUGUAUUCCUUAUUUAUUUUCCCCAGACCCCACUGUCCCCUUUGGGCGUCCCGGUACCACCUCUCCCGGGCCUUAUUCAGAAUCACUAGUCUAUGUCACUGUUUGAUUAAUAGAGUGCUCAUCCUUUGCUUGCAUAUUUUUUAAUGGAAAGGAAGAGAUGAUGCCAAUUAGAAAUAAUAGACAAAAUCAUAUUGGUUUGUUGAAUGAGAACAAAUGACGUCAAGUAACCACAUUACAUUAAGACUUUCUAAGGUUCAUUACAAUAAAACUCCUCUGCUUUCUAGUUGUUUGUGGGGGCUCUACCACUAUGACUGUCAUCACAUUUGACCGCUGUUGGUUUGUAACUUUAAACAUUACAAUAAAAAUCCUCUGCUUUCUAGUUGUUUGUGGGGGCUCUACCACUAUGACUGUCAUCACAUUUGACCACUGUUGGUUUGUAACUUUAAACAUUACAAUAAAACUCUUCUGCUUUCUAGUUGUUUGUGGGGGCUCUACCACUAUGACUGUCAUCACAUUUGACCACUGUUGGUUUGUAACUUUAAACGUUUAGUCUCCUGGUGGCGUGUACAUUUCUGAAAACAACUCAAGUUCUAUGAUUUAUGUUGCAAAAUAUUUCCUUCGUCACAGCAGCAGAUGAUGAUGAUGAUGUCAUCUUAGUUGGUGAGGAUAAACCAACUCCUGAACAGAUUGCGAAGGCCAGACAAUUUCUCCUCCCUGACGCGUUCUACCUGUAUGAGAAGAAACCUGCGUGUCCAGGAUGUUUGGGUUGCCAUGAUGGGGAAGCUCCUCCCAGUGCCCCAGUCAGUAAAACCACUGUGUCAACAAAGAAAUUAAAAGGUGCACAGCAGAGAGAAUACGUCUUAAUUAGUUAUUCAUUUAUUUUAAAAUCUAUAUAUUUAAAUAUUUUGCGUAAUUAUAAUGCUAUUUUCCAUGUUCAUGCCCAAUAUUGAUCAGUGUGGCUUAUAGUUUAACGUGUCAAAAUAUAAUAAAUUUUCAGAAACCCACAGAACUGAAAUGCCAGCACAACCCACAUUUGGGUUUGGGAAUUCUGGAAACCUACCAGACUUUGCCAGCUUGACGUCAGACACACCUGCUGACAAGGACGGGGGCAGUUUUGUGUUUGGGGCCAAGACCACUGUGGACUUCUCCAGCUUGGCAUCCAAAACCAAUGCCCAGGAUUUCACAUGGAAGAAAUGUAAACAGAAAUAUUUUUUAAAAAUACACUUUGUUUUUUAAUUGGAUGACAUGGUUGCAACAUUUUGUCAACUUGCCAUUAAGUCUAUCAUUUUAUUCUUCACAUUAUCUCAGAAUAUUGUUUAUCACGGAGACUUUUUGAAUAUUCAGGGAACUUUUUAUUUCAUUAAUAUGGGAGAAAAAAUUAAUUUAAGAUGGGUUUUUUUUUUUAUGCAUUCUUUUGGUUUUGAUCCACAGCAGACUCGUCGGCACCCUUUAAAUUUGCCGGAGCUGGUCAAAGAUUGUUUGGUGCAGGUGGUGGUGGAUCAGGGGGUGGGGAUCAUGAAGGAGAGGAUGGGGAUGACAGUGGGGUCACACCAAGUGAUGAUAUUCACUUUGAGCCGGUCAUACCUCUGCCUGAUUUGGUGGAAGUGAAAACUGGUAAGGUAACUCGUAACUCGAGGAUGAAAUCUUAAAAAUAAUUUUAGGGCUUUGCCUCGAUUCAAGUAACUAAAUACAUUUAUUUUCUGUACAAUGUGUUGCCCGUCUAAAGAGUUGUGUUGGGAAGUAAGUGUGUAGCAGCUGGGUAGGAGGUGUGUGGCAGCUGGGUGGGAGGUGUGUGGCAUCUGGGUGGGAGGUGUGUGGCAGCUGGGUGGGAGGUGUGUGGCAGCUGGGUGGGAGGUGUGUGGCAUCUGGGGGGAGGUGUGGGGCAGCUGGGGGGGAGGGGUGUGGCAGUGCUGGGUGGGAGGUGUGUGGCAUCUGGGUGGGAGGUGUGUGGCAUCUGGUGGGAGGUGUGUGGCAGCUGGGUGGGAGGUGUGUGGCAGCUGGGUGGGAGGUGUCUGUCAUCUGGGUGGGAGGUGUGUGGCAGCUGGGUGGGAGGUUCAAUGAAAUAAAAUCUUGAUUGAAAGGAUUGUAAGAGACAUAUAUCCCUAUUGGCCAUUGUUUAUAACAGUCUCUUUUGGAUUUUCACUAUUUCAGGUGAGGAGGACUGGAAAGCAUUGUUUUGUCAAAGGGCAAAAUUGUACAAGUUUGACACUAAUUUAAGUCAGUGGAAAGAAAGGGCCAUUGGUGAGAUGAAGAUCAUGAGCCACAAUACUAAAAGUGAGUAUCUCUAUCAUAGCUCUGUACUAUGAACAUUUUAAAUGUUUAUUGUUCAUCAGUCACACAAAAGAAUAAUAGUUGUGAAUAUCUGUACUGACUUCGCUGUUUACGCAAGGGGUUUGGCAUAGGGCGGCAGGGGGAAGUUCCUGAUACAGAAGUACACCAACAGGCUGGCCUAUUCAGCAUCCAUGUGUUCUACAUAAAGGUCAAGCCAGAUGGACUGCCUAAACAACUAAUGUACAGUGAACUAUCCCGAGGGAAAUGCUCAGCUGGUGGGAAGAAGAAUCAUUUCAAAGAAUGCCGAAAGGUGUCCUUGAAAUCCAUGGACAUUGACCUGAACUCACAUGAAACACUUGCUUUGGAUAACACAGGCUGGUGAAGCAGAGUCACUAUUGGAGUAUUCUCUUCUGUUAAUGUACCACACACACCUAAAAGUGCACUGCAAGGAAAAGAAACAAUACAACAAAGAAUAUAGAACAUGUGUUUCCUACACGCCGGCAAGCUUUACAGGUUCAAAUAGGACUAUCAGGCCACCUGUGUGCCCACUGUCCUUUUUAGCCUUGGUCAUCAAUAGAUGCAAAGGACAAACAACAAAACAGAACCAUGGGUUAAAGAACAAGAGAAACCAAAAUUUCAUUUUAGGAUAAUGCAUAGUUUCAUGAUAUGACAAAUUAAAUACCAGUAUUUUAAAAAAAAUUACUUUAACAUGUAUCUGAUUUGGAGAUUAGCUGCUGCUAAUUGAGUGUAUGAGAGGAAACAAUAGGAUCAAACUAAGACCUUCCAGAUCUUUACUUCGUUUCGUCAUCAUCAUUUGUCCUGUGAGUUCCUUAUGGAACAUGGGGCCCUUAUCAAAGCACGCCACUUUUCACAGUCCCUUACCAGUAUUUUUAGUUCUUCUCUACUUAGGUGAUUUUUAAACAACUUCACAUCGCUCCCCUCCCCACCUUUUUUUUUAAUAUAGAAGAUUCUAAUAGGUAAAUAAAAAAACAAAACUAGAAAUGCUUGGGUCAUUGUUUUCACGAAAGUAGUAGUUAUCCGCAUACUUCCACCUUAUUUUUUUCAACAUUUGGCUACAGGGCGUAGAGGCGUAUUAAUUGGAGUGAUUGAUGUUUAGGAAUGUGCAGGAACUCAUGUGCAAAUGACAUGAUAUGCUUCUACCUGGUACACAGAGGAGAUCAUUGUUUUUUAAAACUUUGUUUUCAUUGAGACAGGAAGGCACGUAAUGAAAUUCAUGUUAGCAAAAUUGAGAGUUUAAAUUAAUGAAAUUGUUCAUUCAUUCUCAGCUAUGUUCAGAAUACUACAGCGUAGAGAACAGGUUCUCAAAGUGGCUUGUAACCACCUCAUCUCAGUUGACAUGGAACUAAAACCCAUGGCCACGUCAGAAACAGCUUGGUGCUGGAUAGCAACAGACUACACUGAUACAGAACCAAGUGUUGAUCAGUUUGCCGUCAAAUUCAAGGUAAACUCACAGACUAAACUCACAGUCAAGCUUUAGAAAUUUUGAACACAUUUUUUUAUAUUUAUUUUUUUAAUUUUUUUUUUAGGGGAUGAAUAAAAUAGUUAAAAUUUGAAGUUGAACUUCAUUUCUGAGUAUUGAUAGUAAAGUUACACUUUUUAUACACUGUAUCAGUGCUUUAAACACAUAUUCCCAUUCAUUAUAAUCUAGAGAAAAGUUUCUGGAGUUAAAAAGCAUGUAGACUUUUUCUGUUACCUUCUCUGAUUAAUUUCUAGACCUCGUUCAUGGAGCAAAACUAAAAGCCCAAUGGGGCAGUCAGUGUAUGAUCUAUCACAAUUGGACUUUCUGUUGAAAAAAAUGAAACCUUGUUCUCUAUGAGUUUUGUAAUACUUCUAACAAUAUUUAUCUUAAAUAUUGGCAUAUUGUAAAACAAGUUCUCUAUGACCUGAAAUCCUUAUAAGCUAUGCAAAACUUCUCAGCUGUGAAAGCUGCUUGGUUACCACUCACUAUUAUUGAAUAGAUUACUUUAGUAUUAGCCCUGACAAUUGGAAUCAGGAAAUUUGUUUGAAAGAAAUUUCGUUGCCGGAAAAUUGAUAGGAAAUUUGAUUGAUCAGAAUUUUGAUCCGUUCAAUCAAAUUUCCGUCAAUCAAUUUUCCAUCGACAAAAUUUCUUUCAAACAAAUUUCCGGAAACCCUGAAAAUAAUUACAAUGUACAAUUGUAGGUCUACAUGUGGAAGAAUGUGUAAUUUGACGCUAUUCAUUUGACAGAUGAAAUUUAAACUAUUUUUUUUUGGUAAUUUAAAUCUAAAUAAAGAAUCAAGUUUUGAUCAAUGUAAAUGUUGGCUAGUGGAUAGAAAUGAAGAGAAAUCUAAACAAACCUUUUCUUGUAACAUUAAAUAAUUAGUGUCUUGAAAUGUAAAUAACAGUGGUCUUAAUGCAUUUCCUCACAUCUCGUAUGUUUCAUAUAUAAGAAAAAUCUAAAUUAUUUCAUAUGUUAUAAAAACAAAAAUUAUUUCUUAUUCAACAAAAAUGAAAAAUUGACCCCAGGCAUAAUAAUAAUAAAAUCUAACUUUUCUCUUCUUCACUGGUUUGCAAGAUUGCGAAAACACUUGAAAAAUUUAUUACUAGAUUUUAAAAAUUAGAAGUUAAGCCAAAACUGAAUUUUCUUUAUUGUCAAAUAUAAAUAUAACACCAGUAAUGACAAAUAAAUAGGUUUGUAUUAAAUUUUAAAAAUAAUGAAAGCUUUUGGAGCAUUGGCAUGACUUGCUAAACAUGUUCAAGACUGAUUUUUUAAUUUUCUUUUCCUCUGAGAGAUAAAUGUAUUUUCAUUUCUUCUGCAUUGCUCUUUAGAACAAGGACAUAGCAGCUGAGUUCAAAGAAAUAUUUCAAAAUUGUCAAAAGAAACUUGCAGAACCAGGUAGGUUAAAAAUAUAGCUCAAAUUAAAUCUUAAAUAAUGGAAAAGAACUGAUUACUGCUUUUUGUGUGGGGCUUCUGCUAUGAGUAAAACAAAUAGUAAUGGGUGAAACACUGUUGCAGACCUGUUUACUCUUCCAAUUUUGGCGUACAAUCUACGAUUUUGAGAUAUCUUUUACGUUUGUACUUUAAGACCUGUCAGAGCUACGAUUUUAAGAGACCAGUUUGAAAAUAGUCUGGUAGUAUUUCUGAUUUAAAAAAGAAUUUUAAAGUACAUUUUCGGUUAUUUAUUAUUUUGAGCUUCUUUCUAAAUCCAGCGGUGAAUGGAUCGACAAGUAAUGAUUGGUUUUUGGGACCAUCUAUAAUUAUAUUAUGUUUGGCCUGAAAGGUGAUUUUUGUCUGGGGGGUUGGGGGGGGGGUGUCUAAAUAUUUAUAAUUUAUAACAACACCACCACAACUUUUUCGUAAUGAUGGUCAUAUUGUUGCUAUGUGUUUUCAUAACGAACUCACUAGACAUGGCAACAGUAAAAUCAACCUAGUUGCCCUGGUGAAAAUUUUAGUAAAUCCUCUAUGCUUCUGUGCAUAUGACCUAAUUUUGUGACAUUUCGUUCCGUAUGUUCACCUAAAUAUUAAUUGACAUCUAUAGAUAGUAGAUAUACGUCUGCAAAACAAAGUGACUUCAAACUGCAAUGUAAUUUAUAUUAUAAACAUCGGUCAUCUGCUUUUGGAAAUUACCUUUUUAUACAUGAGCGUAACACAAUCCCACAAGAGACUCGAUGCGAGUAGUUAUUCUAUACAUUAUAAAUAAUGUAUGUUUAUAUAUUUACUUUUAAGAUACAGUAUUGUACCAUUAUGAGAUGAUAUAUUAUGGUUUUAGGAGUUUGAGGAUAAACAGGUCUACUGUUAUGGAAAUUAUGGAUUUUUUUUUGCAUAAUGUAAAUGUUUUAUACAAUGGUGUUACAUUAUUAACCCUAUAACUGUCAUUAUGGUCCAUUAGCCGUUACUCCCCUCAAAAUGUAUUCAGAAACAAUGGCGAAAGACAGUCCCAUUAUCUAUAAUAAAAUGGUGUAUUAAAAAUCUUAAUUUUUGUUUACCCCCUUUGGACUCAUGGAAACACCAUUCAGAUGACAUACAGCUCGAGUUGCAUUUUUGUUUUUGUGAUUUAACCAAAGAGAGAAAAUUUUGUAUAAUUAGCUGUACCACUUAGAGACAUGUCAUUUCUACAAUUGAAAUCUACAAGUGUAAGGUAUUUUAAAUGCUUCAUUUUAAAUGAGGUGAUGAAAUUACACACAAGGCUCUCCUCCCUUGACAUUGUUCGAAGAUGUCAGGCUGACUGCUGUGUCAGACCCAUGUUUUAAUAGUCUUGUGGAUUUCAUUCAUUAUUUUAAUUUUUAUAAUUAAUUUAUACUUGGGGUUGUGCUCAUUAAAAUUUUCAUUGCAGACCUGGUUUAGCCAUGGCUUUGAAAGUCAUGUCAUGUGAUGCAUGGUUUUGUUUUUUUUUUUCUUCUAAAAUUAAAUGUGAUUUGAACUUGAAAUGAAUUAGUUAGCAUCACAUCAUAAUGAAAUAGGUGUCUACUGGUUUCAGUAAGUAAGCUCAGAUUUUCUAACAAGUCAUAAUAAAAUAGGUCAUCUACUGCAGCAUUUCCCAAACUUUUAAGUUUCACGGACCGGUGGACAAGUUUCGAAACUGCACAGAGGACCGAUGCCAGAUUUAUUAAUUACAUUUUCUUUCUAUUUAAACAUCAAUAUUCAUGCUCUCUGGACCGGUAACGAAAGGCUUGUGGACCGGUGCCGGUCCAACUACCGUUUGGGGAAUGCUGAUCUACUGGGUUCAGUAAAUGAGUUAAGAUUUUCUAACAAAUCAAAAUAAAAUAGGCCAUCUCCUGGGUUCAGUAAAUAAGUUCAGAUUUUCUAACAAAUCAUAAUAAAAUAGGCCAUCUCCUGGGUUCAGUAAAUAAGUUCAGAUUUUCUAACAAAUCAUAAUAAAAUAGGCCAUCUCCUGGGUUCAGUAAAUAAGUUCAGAUUUUCUAACAAGCUUAUGGCGCAUUGUUUGUUUGGUCUGUCAGUUUUGAUUUCUUUUAUUUAGUGAAGUCAACUGCUGUGCCAGCCAUGGCUGCCUCAAAAACUUUGAGAGGCAGUGUGGAGCGUUCAUUGACUCUGGACAUUGCGGAGAAAGACAUCAUUGUCCCAACCACUCAUACAAAUGUCAGUGCACUCGGCAACUUGUGGCGAACGAUGAAUCAAGUUUCUGUCACUGACGACAGUCAACAAGAAAUAGAAAGUGCUUCUAAAGAAGAUGUGAGGGGCAUAGUCGAAACAGAAGUAAUGGAAUCUUCUUAUUUGAAAAAGCUGGGAGACAAAGGCAACAGACAUCACACAAAAGCAUUAGAUGUUUCAGGACAAGAUGAAAUUGUACCUGCCUCUUACGCACCUUUGGGUGGAAAGUUAGUCAAUGAGAAGAGGUUUGAGGCUGGUAAUGUAACACCUCUGGGAGAUAAAGGCAACAGACAUCACACAAAAGCAUUAGAUGUUUCAGGACAAGAUGAAAUUGUACCUGCGUCUUAUGCACCUUUGGGUGGAAAGUUAGUCAAUGAGAAGAGGUUUGAGGCUGGUAAUGUAACACCUCUGGGAGAUAAAGGCAACAGACAUCACACAAAAGCAUUAGAUGUUUCAGGACAAGAUGAAAUUGUACCUGCCUCUUACGCACCUUUGGGUGGAAAGUUAGUCAAUGAGAAGAGGUUUGAGGCUGGUAAUGUAACACCUCUGGGAGAUAAAGGCAACAGACAUCACACAAAAGCAUUAGAUGUUUCAGGACAAGAUGAAAUUGUACCUGCGUCUUAUGCACCUUUGGGUGAAAAGUUAGUGAAUGAGAAGUUUGAGGCAGGUAAUGUAACACCUCUGGGAGACAAAGGCAACAGACAUCACACAAAAGCAUUGGAUGUUUCAGGACAAGAUGAAAUUGUACCUGCGUCUUAUGCACCUUUGGGUGGAAAGUUAGUGAAUGAGAAAAGGUUUGAGGCGGGUAAUGUAACACCUCUGGGAGACAAAGGCAACAGACAUCACACAAAAGCAUUAGAUGUUUCAGGACAAGAUGAAAUUGUACCUGCGUCUUAUGCACCUUUGGGUGGAAAGUUAGUAAAUGAGAAGAAGUUUGAGGCGGGUAAUGUAACACCUCUGGGAGACAAAGGGAACAGACAUCACACAAAAGCAUUAGAUGUUUCAGGACAAGAUGAAAUUGUAUCUGCCUCUUAUGCACCUUUGGGUGGAAAGUUAGUGAAUGAGAGAAGGUUUGAGGCGGGUAAUGUAACACCUCUGGGAGACAAAGGCAACAGACAUCACACAAAAGCAUUAGAUGUUUCAGGACAAGAUGAAAUUGUACCUGCCUCUUAUGCACCUUUGUCUGGACAACAACCUCAGCCCAACCAUCCAGUAUGCCUGCCACUGCAAGGCAGUAUGGGCAACCCAUAUCAUACCCAAAUGUUGAAUGUCCUUGGUCAAGACACGAUAGCUUUUACCAGCAGCACACCAUUAGGUGAUAGAGGCAAUGUCUACCACACCAGGCUGCUGGACAGCGGGUUAACAACAGACUCUGGUAUGUUGAAUUAACCGUAGGCAUCUAAUCCAUCCUGUAUGCCUCAUUUAAAUACAGUACUAAAAGCUUGGCAUGAUCGCUAUGGGUGCCUUUAUGCAUUUAGCCAUAAGAAAACUUUCAUUUUACACCAUUCUUGAACUUGAUUAUUCUUGGUGAAAAAUUUCAAAUUUUUUCUGUCUUAUUUUGGACAUUUAAGAUUUUCGCCACUUUUUAUUUCCAUGAUAUUUCCAUGAGAUUGGGACAAAUAUAUUAAACUAUAAAAGCUUUCUUAAUUUAUUGCUUAUUGUGCCACGCUGAGUUUGGUUAGCGUCCACAGACUAGAAGUACUUCAUUUAGAUUUUUAAAAAAUUCUCUUGGGGAAAAAAAAAUUGUCUAGAAACUAAAUUUUUACCGGCCCAGCUUAGAACUGUUAUAAACUUGUCCCAGUUGGCUAACGCUGUUGUAGAUGUUGAAUGUACAACCCAUUUACAGUUAUGUGCUUGCUUUAAUAAAAAUAGAUACUGGAAGCUAUACACUUAUUAGGUCAUCUGUCUUUGUGAUUGCAUCUCAGCCAUCCCUGUACUUGAAGCUAUACACUUAUUAGGUCAUCUUUCAUUGUGAUAGCAUCUCAACCUUCCUGUACUUGAAGCUAUACACUUAUUAGGUCAUCUCAAAUGGUAAUGGCAUCUCAACCUUCCAGUUAAUUGAAACUAUACAAUGUACUUAUCAUUCAUUUUAAUGAAUAAUCUACCUUAUUGGAGCAUUGCUGUUGUAGACAAACAGGUAGAUACAUAUAUAUAUAUAUAUAUAUAUAUAUACUAUCUUUAAUGCUUUAACAACGUUUAACAAGUUUUCAUAAAGACUAUUGGGUUAAGCCUGAAUAAAGGACACAACAAAAAACCACAGCAAAUGUGUCAGCUAGUAGACAUAGUUAGGAUAAACCUUGCAACAUCUUAGUAAGUUAAUUUUGUUGACCUUUAGGACGGUUCAUUUUGCAAUUUAUCCAAAUAAUGAACACUGUAUAACCAAAACCUUGCCUUUUGUAAUAGUGUGAAGUGAACCUGUGGCCAUUUGUCUUCUCUGAUACCUCAGAUAUUACUGUAAGGGCCAUGUCAAUUUGUACUGUAAAAUUAUCGAUUGGUCUUAUGCUCCAAAUAUUACUGUAAGGACUUUCUGUGAGAAUUUAUGCCUCAAAUAUUACUACAAGCAUACGAGCUAGCUAUGAGAACUGAUAUCGCUUAUUUUACUGUAAGGGUCAUCUAUGAAUGACCCUUACAGUAAAAUAAGCGAUAUAGCUCUAAGGGCUAUGACAACUGAUCUUUUAUAUUUAAACAGUUCUGGGGUGAAAUAUGCUUUAUUUUUCAAAAUGUUAGCAUCAAUACUUAUUCUUUUCUUUUGUUGAAAUAAAUGGCUGUGAAAUUUUUUUUUUUAUGAUAUCUGUAGUGCAUGAUAGAAUUAUAUACUUUAUUGUCAUCACUUUGUGCUAAAAUACUUUUAGCUUCCCUACUUGUUAAUCAUCAUUAAAUUUGCUUCCUCCUUUUAUUAUUAAUAUAUAAUGAUAAUCAUCAUCAUUAUUCCAAUGAACACUAUUGUAUCAUUUAUUUGUUCACACCCUAUGUACGUUGCACCCUAGUGAAUUAUUGCUCAUUGAUCAAGUUUGCUGUAAGUACAAACUUCACCUCAUGGAACCAAUUGAAACAUGCUAAUCUUAGAGGAUUGAUUAUAUCAGAGUAUUUACCACGUAAUUAAUCGUAACCCAAGACGCGUGCCAUGUUUGAUACAGAAUUUAAAGUUACCUUAUUUAAAAAGGCUGAAAGAGGGCUCUUGACAAUACUUUGUUUUGGGUUCACAAAAUCUUUAGUAAUGGAGGUGUUUGUGUACAGAAAAUAUUUCAAAGAAUUGUGACAUGCCUUGGUUAGCACAUUCUGAUGGGCAUAGGUUAGCACAUUCUGGUGGGCCUAGGUUAGCACAUUCUGAUGGUCCUAGGUUAGCACAUUCUGGUGGGCCUAGGUUAGCACAUUCUGGUUGGCCUAGGUUAGCACAUUCUGGUGGACCUAGGUUGGCACAUUCUGGUGGGCCUAGGUUGGCACAUUCUGGUGGGCCUAGGUCAGCACAUUCUGAUGGACCUAUGUUAGCACAUUCUGGUCGGCCUAGGUUAGCACAUUCUGGUUGGCCUAGGUUAGCACAUUCUGGUGGACCUAGGUUGGCACAUUCUGGUGGGCCUAGGUCGGCACAUUCUGGUGGGCCUAGGUCAGCACAUUCUGAUGGGCCUAUGUUAGCACAUUCUGAUGGGCCUAGGUUAGCACAUUCUGGUGGGCCUAGGUUAGCACAUUCUGGUUGGCCUAGGUUAGCACAUUCUGGUUGGCCUAGGUUAGCACAUUCUGGUGGGCCUAGGUUGGCACAUUCUGGUGGGCCUAGGUCGGCACAUUCUGGUUGGCCUAGGUUAGCACAUUCUGGUUGGCCUAGGUUAGCACAUUCUGGUGGGCCUAGGUUGGCACAUUCUGAUGGGCCUAGGUCAGCACAUUCUGAUGGAGCAUAGGCUAGCACAUUCUGACACACCUGUAUAGUAUUUUUUGUAGAUUUUGAAUUUGGCUCUUAGUGUUUAGAUAUCUAUUUAUUUAUUAUUCUUUAUUUGUGUGUGGAAGUUGUAAAGUUUGUAUUAUAUCAAUUAUUAAAACUUUUUUGGGAUUAUCCUCACAUUUGUUCAGCUAUAUCUUUCUGUGAAUUCUGAUCAGAUUUAUGACAAUUAGUUUAGUGGGUUCAUUAGAGCACAUUUCAUAUUCCAUGUACAUUAUUAUUUCUUUACAUCUCUAGACUAAUGCAAACAUUUUACCUUAGAUUCAUUAAGGCUUUUAUAACCAUGUUUAUUCAAGUUAACAUAUAAACAUUUAUAAAAAAUACAAUAAAAAUGUCCACUUUUUAAUGUGCUCAGUUUGAAUGUGUUCAUUAAUAGUUAAUUCAAGUCUCCCUUUCGCUGUCAGUAAUUUUGAUCUAAGCAUACUAUUGUGGCAAUAUUGACAAAAUUAACUUAUCAUUAUAUGGUUGGUACAUUUCAUUGAGGUAAAAUUAUAUAUAUAUAUAUACAUUUUUAAAUACUUAUUUAUAUUUAAUACUGUUAAUAAAAAUCAUUAAUUGUGCAGUUUAUUGGCAUAAAACUUACGUACAGUGAUUCACAUUGAAUCUCCGAUUUAACAGAAACUUAAAUAGUUGACUGGACUUAGACCUGGUUUAGGCAGUGCCUGAACUUCCAUACAACAUAGCCAGAUUAUUUCUUAUACUAGUCAUAGUGCAUGUCAAAAUACGUAGGCGAAGGCAUUUUCAUUAAAAGACCAAUUAAAACAUUUUGUUUAAGCCUAAAAAAACCCACUGACAUAAAAAAAUUAAACCAUCUCCAGAUUUCAUAACUGAGCCUUGACCUAUUUUUCAGAUCUCCAAGGUCACCAGCAAGAGUAUUAUGAACAGGAGGAAGGGGAUGCUAAUGAUGAAGAGGAAGGUUAUGAAGAAGAUGAAGAGGAGGAUAAGAUCCUGUUUGAAAAGAGGACAACUCUGAGCUCUUUUGAGAAUGGUGUCUGGAAGGUGAGUGCUGAGAUUUGUUGAAAAACCAGUAGUUAAAUGUAAACAAAAGUUGUCAACCCAGAGGCUUAGCUAAGGGAGUCGGAGGGGGGGGGGGGCGGGCUAGAUGUCCCUGGGUGCCAGACUAGUUUGGGGCACCAAAAUGUGAUUUGAUAUUAUUUUAUUGAUGCAAAUAAUGGGUUGGAGAGUUGAAAAAAGAAUGGUAGGCUCUUUUAAAAUGAAUCUUGUCCCCGGGCGCCAAACACUCUAGCUACGCCUCUGUGUCAACCAUAAAGUAUUUACAACUGGUCAUUUUAAGCCAUCAGAACUGCUGGAAUAAACUACCAAGUAACUCUUCUAAGACUAUUGAUAUAAAACGUUUUCACUAACUACAUGUCUUUUCUCUGUCACAUAGACUAGUUACAAUGAAAUUUCCAAGGAAAUGUUAAUUUUGAAAGUUCAAUUUUAGUUGAUCUAUGAGGCUACCCUUAUGUGGGGAAACAUUUAUAGUUUUUUACCUACCAACCCUUCUCUCCUCCCCCCCCCCCCCCACUCUAUUUUUUAAAUUUUCAAGGAAAUUUUAAUUUUUAAAGUUCAAUUUUUUUUGAUCUAUUAGGCUACCCUUAUUUGGGGAAACAUUUAUAGUUUUUUCCCCACCAACCCUUCUCUCCCCCCCCCCCCCCCCAAUGCAUUUUUACUAAACUUUUGCCUUCUCAAGAUAUUUCCUUACAGGCCUUUGAUUUCAUCUCUUGUAAUUUAUAAACUAUAUAUAGUUUGAUGAAAAUGAAUAUCCAGAUAUUUGCUACUAAACAAAUCGUUUGCAGUCUAAAACCAGUUUUGCUGGAUUGAUUACUUUCUGAUGCUAUUUAAGGAUAUAAUAAUUUGUUCCUCAGAAACUUGGCCAGGGUACACUUGUAGUGACUUACAAUGAUGAUCUCAAUGGCAAUAGUGUACAUUUCAGCCUGGACAAUGGUGAUAAAUUAUGCAGCCAUGUUAUAUGCAGAGAGCACAAGAUAACACUGUGAGUUCCUCUGGUCAUUGUUCUGUAUUAACUAAGAUACAACAUAUUGUUAGGGCAGCGACCAAUCAUAAUUAUAGUUAGUACGCUACCGUUCUGGAACAGCAAUUUGCUAUUUAUCGGGUCUGGAUCAAAACGUUUAAUAUAUUUUCAAUUUUUUGCUUUCAUGUAUUUUUUGCCAAUUAGGGUUGUAGCACUUUGCAUAUUUCUGAUCAAUAAGCCACUUUCAUUGUUUUAUUUUUUUAAAGUUCUUUGCUUUGAAAUACAUAUUAGUAUUGUUAAUAAAUUUUACUGAUAUUAAAUAUUUUUUUUUAAAUUAAUGACAAUGAUAGAGCUACUAUUAAUUUUGGGUCGGGGGAGUUAUAGCAAUAACCGUGUGAAGCAAUCGUUCCUCUUAUUUCCAAACAUAGCUAGGGCUAUGCUACUGAGAAGCAUGUCACAUCAAAGGCUGGUGUUAUCCAAAUGUCAUCGCAAUAAGUGACUGGUGAAGUAGCCCCCUAGAAACUGGCUGCCAUAAAUUUUCAUAGGAGACACAAUUUUAUUCAUUCGAAAUUAUUUAUUUGAGAGUAAAAGAUAUUAUGGAAAAAAUUAUCAAUAAACUUACCCAUCUCUUCAUAUUCCAAAAUCUUAUUUAAAAUUUAAUUUGAAGACUAAAUACAUAUUUAAGACGUUUUGGUUAAACACAAAUUGCAUGAACCUAAAUUAAAUUGUACCCAACACACACACACACAUAUAUAGGGGUAUACAUAUAUAUAUUUAUAUGGGUAUAUAUAUAUAUAUAUAUAUACAUUAUAUCUAUUAAAUAAGUGAAAGAAAAUACCUCCCAGUAACCCAAAUAGAAGCCCAGCUUUUAUCAACCAAUUGACUCAUUUUCCCUAAUCACACUCACACAGGACCAAAAAUGUGCAAGUUAAACAAAUAUUUAAAACUUUUUAGUGCAUUUAAAUAUAAAAGUGUUAAAGUUAGUACAAUAUUUAAUUUUAAUUAGGAGUUCUGUCGGUGGAAACUUAGGGCUACUUGUGUCCUGAAAGGUGUGCCUUAAUUUAGCAAAGAAAUCUAUAUUUAUAUGAAUGUAUAUUCAUGGGUUUCUUGCAAUAUUGGAAUUUAUUUCUUCCUUAGAGAUCGCACCAGGCAUGUAUGUGAAUGGAAACCAAUAGACUACUCCACCGAUGAACCCAUCCGGAAACAUUUUUCAGCAGCUUUCAGCUCAAUCCCUGCUGUAGAAGAGUUUGUUACUAUAUUUACUGAAGUGAGUGAACAACGAGUGAUAUCAAUGCUUAAGUGUUAUAAUGGCCUGAGGCAUAGUGUGCUGACAGUUGGGGAUCACUACUGGAAUCAAAAUAUUGUAUUUAAAGCUCAGAUCACAGCUGAUAUUAAAGUUAGUGUAAAGGAGAUUUGACCCAACUUAUUUGAACCCUCCCUGGGUCUGGUGGUCUGACUGAACCCUCCCUGGGUCUGGAGGUAUGACUGAACCCUCCCUGGGUUAGGAGGUAAGACUGAACCCUCCCUGGGUCAGAAGGUAUGACCAAAUAAUUUGGAGGUGAUUCACAAACACUAAGGCCAUUAAAAUUGUAUAAAAAGGAAUAGAAUAUUUCUGGUUAUCACUUAGUGGUAUCAUUGUAAACCAUUGUACAUUACCAUAAUCAUUAUUAUUAUUGUUAUUUUUAUAGAGUCAGGGAUUAGCAAUGGACUCAGAAAUAUCAGAAAACAUGCCCAGUGACAUAGAAGUCCCAGAAAUAUUUUCUGCAGGUGAAAUACAUCAUUGAGGUAAUUAACUGAACUAUUUUAUUGCAACUAAUUUAAAAAAAAUUAAAACUUUGUUGCAUUUUCAUAAAGUAAUGUUGAUAUUUAUUAUAUCGUCAACAUUUUCUGAAGUAUCCGGUGAAGAAUUAAUAUUAUAUAAUUUUCUAACUCACCAUGUGACAUAACAUAUUUUAUUUACCUAUGUAACAACACUGCACCAAACAAUUACAAUCGUACAUAUUUCUCUUUUUAGAUUUCACAUUGAAGAAACAGUUUACAGAAAUCUAAUCACUUGGUUGAAAUUUAUAGAAAUGUCUCAUUAAGUGAGCAAAUUUGUCAUUAGUUUAUACAGAAAUGUGCCGAUUAUCACGACUAUCAAUGUAUCAGUUACAGUAGAGAGAUGAAAACAAAGUAUAAUUUAAAUUUUCUUUUUAAUAACUCUCAUUCUGAAAUUCUUUGUGCAAGGAUUGAUCAACUCCUAUUGUAACAGUUCAUUAAUUGGUGGAAGCCAAGCUAAUGGCUUGAGCAUGAUUAUUUGAGUUCUGGGUUCUAUGAUGGGUAAUAGUUAAAAUGACUGGGGAAAAAAAAGGGGAAUGUUUGUCAUCAGAAACAAUAUUUUUCAUACUGUCCAGGAGUGAUUUCUCCGACAAUGAUUUCAUGUACAUAUUUCAGUUUUGUACUUUCAAUAGAAACUCUUUGUGUUCAAUUUUUGAAGAGAAAUGUAAUAGUAAUAGUUUUGAUGAAUUACAAAAUGCAUGUCACAUUUUUCUCCAAAACUGUAAGUUUGCUAUUUCAAAGUCAGAAUCAUAAAAUGUCACUAUAAAAAUAAAUAAAGGUGAGAACAAUCCAGAGUCUUGUGUAAUUUCAUUGUUUCUUUUUAAACAAAAAUAAUAAAAGGUGUUGACAUUGAUAUCCUAUAUCAAGAGCAGAGCUCUCCAGGACAAUAGAAACAUGCCAGUUUAGUAUUCCAAAAGAAGAGCUUUAUAUAUGUCAAAUAGAAAGGAAGAGGAAGCAGGGAUAUAUUUGGAGAUCCUGUGGUAUUAAUAUUAUGGUCUCAAUUACAAAAUUUAAAGAAGGAGCAGUGACAUAGUUAGAGCUCCUGGGGUGUUAUGGUCUCUGAUACAACUAAGCUAAAAUGACAUAACUGAAGUAGAUUUAGGGGACAAUCUUUUCACUAUCAUUGUGCAAUUUUUAGACCUUAAAUUUAGGCAUACAGAUUAAAAUGAUGAUGCUGUGCCAACAUGACCAGUUGAAAGAGUUUUAUACUUGUUUACAGUUUUGGUAACAAUAUAUUUAUUUAUUCAUCCCCCAUUUGUUGCUGUCCAUGUUAAUAUUUAGAUCACCAUUCCAUUGUCAUCUAUUUCAAUUACUAUUGACUCCAAAUAAGUUGUGCAUCUUUUUUUAAUGUUAAUUUUGAGGAAAUUUUGAAAUAAAAAUGUAAGGGAAGAUUUAAAUAUUAUUAAGAAUAAGGCAGAUUUGAGCUGACCAAAACAUAUUUAGAAUGCAUUGUUAUACCCUAGAGCUACAGAAUCUUUAUUGAGCUAAAUUUUUAUUUUUGUUCUCCCAGAUAUUUGUUUGAAGAUAUAUUGAGAUUAAAUUGUAUGUUAUAUGCAUAACCCUAAUAAAAUAACUUCUUACCUUUAAUAGAUGAAAUAAUAUAUUUGUAUUAAUGUAGAGCUGGAUUUAUUUAAAAAUUGCUUAACUGCUUAAGUUUUAACAUGCUUAACGCUUCUGUAACAUUUGUAAUACAGUAUUUAUAAAGCAAAAAUUAUGUUUUCCUGUAGUGACUGGUUGCAGUAACUAUAAACUAUACUGGCAUUUUUAAACGCAUAACACAGGAUGGAGAAAUUUACAAAUAACACCAAAUUUUUAAAAUUUUUAUUUCCCACUUAAUUAGAGCCGCUGAGAAUUCAUUCUCAAAUUCUUUGUUUGCUGAAUCAAAAGCAGUUAGCAGGCAGAUGUAUUAACCAUUAAUGAAUUGGUAAAAAUAUAUAGUGAAGUUUUAUCCAGAAAAGGAGCUCUGAGAGUUUGCUGGGAUGUUAUAGAGAAGAUUUGGCAUGUAUAAAAACCAUCAACUGAAAUAAGUGAAAGCUAUUGAAAUAGAUUUAAUUUUUGAAAAAAUAAUUUUGGAAUUAUUUUAAAAUGUGUUGACUUGAACGAAUGAACGCUGGGUGUGUACAUCGAGAUGAUCACAAUUUUAAAUUGUUGAAUUAAAAAAAAACUUUUUCCAUAGCAUUGGCAAAUAAAGUGUUAAAUUUCUCUCUCUAGCCAUGAUUAUCUGUCACUUUAUAAAUUGCAAGUUUUGGUUUGGAGGGGAGAGAGCAUUUUGAUUUACUGAUCAAUUUACUGAUUAUCAAAAUAAAAAGGCAAAAUAUU
Molecule: messenger RNA, 46196 nt
Organism: Lymnaea stagnalis (great pond snail)
Lineage: Eukaryota; Metazoa; Mollusca; Gastropoda; Lymnaeidae
Source: the annotation of a GenBank genome assembly